AUGGCUGAUGACUUUGACAUAGAAGCAAUGCUUGAGGCUCCAUAUCGAAAGGUGGGUUUUGGCCUAAGGUAUUGUUUGUUUGUAAUGCACUUUAUUGUAAAUACUGUGGUGGUCUAUGUCACCUCUUUGCCCCAGACCCUACAUUUCUAGCCUAUUCUAUGUGUGUUUCUGAUGUGAUGCUGCAGUUCCUUUUCAGACUAUGAAUAAAUGCCCAUCUAUCUCUUUUUGUAGACUUGCCUAACGAUAUCUCACCUCUACUUCCAUGAAUUCCAGUGUGAUCUGUCAAAAAAUGAAGGUAGUAAUUGCCCAAUGUAUUGCUGUACUGUGGUUCCCUUGGUAACAUAAUUGUGGUCAUCGAAUGGCCAGUCUACAAGGCGAAUGCAGUGGAUGCACAAUAACAUUUAAUUGAGGAACUGGGUUCUUGAUCAGGCCUACUUGACAUUCUCCUUUAUCUUAAUAACUGGGCUAAUGUUUUGUGCAUGGACUAUGCCGAAUCCCAUCAGUAAAUGCGCUAAACCAUCUUCUGAGCAUGUGGGUGGUAACCAAGAAUUUGACAGCUGUCAAACAAUGACUGUCGCAUGUCUGAGGAGUUUGUCAAAAAGUAGAAUCCAGGGUUCUAUGUGAGGUGUUCCAUAUUUUAGCCUACAUGACAGAUGAUUGUAGGCCAAACCAUCUGACUGUUUCAUCUCACAUACAGCCUUUCUGCUUUGUGAUAAACUGCAGAACGUUAGCCAGGUCGAUUAGAAAAACACAAAUGCCCAUUGGGCCUGGUCGAGAAGCCAAUUCCUUUAAUUUAAAAGACAUACCAUGAAGACAGUUUUCAAAUAUCUGUAUGCAUGAUGUGGUUGUUCCACAUUGACUUUACCCCGCUAUUGAUUUAAGACCUCUUAGUAAAAAUCUGCCUCUGUAAUGAUAAAGGUUUGGUAAGCUGACACAUUAUUGAAAUACAUGAUUGCAUGUCCUUUACAAUUAAUACAUGAGAUAUGUAUGGUUAAGUACAGGAAGCAGGUAUGUUAGUUCACAAUGUACACUCUUAUUUCUCAUUAUAGUGAGGGAGGCAGUGUGAAUUUUGUCGUUACACUGUUUUCACCAACAAGUUAUACAUUUUACAUAACCUGUAUAACUGAAAAUUGCUUUUUCUCCAUGGUUGACCAGAAUGUAAUUAUUUUGCAUGCUCGUUCACGAGGAGUAAAUGUUUAUUUCCCAUAAGUCCAUUAUAUUUGCCACCAUUUGAUGUAAGGCCUGUAUUUAAUAGAGUACAAACAGUAGGAAACAUGGAACUCUUCUAUGCUGCUGGCUACAGUACCAACUAGGGAGUUUCAUAUACCUCAUCUUAUUUAAUCAUGACUUUCCUUGGUAGUAUAUAUUACUAAGCAGUGUGAAUCCCUGUUUGCUUCAGGGCGAGAUGUGUGACAGAGGUGGCAUCGAGCUCUUACAGUCCACGAACGAAAAUGGGUGAAGAUCACUGGAAUGGCAUCCCCCCCACUGGAAAUCGAUCAGUGUCUGGCUGCUAGCAUGGCCACAUUGGUCUUAGGCAAAGAAUAGCCUUGGUACUGAUCUGGAUGGGGCUGCUUAAGAAAAAUGCACCAGAGAUAUGAGUUUGGAUUUGGAUUCGUACUCAUAGAGCUUGACUAUAUGCUAAAUGGCUAAUCGACAGUAUGAUUGGAGAGAGAAAAAAAGUGAAUAGACACUCUUUAAAAGCCCCUAACUGUAGAUCUCAGUCCCCAUGUAAACAUUUGUAUGAAUACUUUUUUAAACAAUUAUUAUAUUUUUUCUUGUGCCCACCCCCCUUUAUCCUGACAACUUGAAAUGUUGCCUCUUCGUCCUCAUGCUGUUCUAUCGACCUUGCUUAGGAUGAGAUCAAGCACAGUAGUCCCAAUGGCCACGAGGAACGCAGCAAGAAGUAAGUGAAACGGACAUGGUUUGGUAACAAGCAACGCUCAUCUAUUUAUUAUUUGUUUAUUGGUCUUUACUUAUUCACUGCCUCACAUUGGGUCAUUCUCUUUCCUCAGGAAAAAGAAGAGCAGGAGCCGAAGCAGAGACAGGAAGAGAAGCAAAAGCCGGGAUCGCAAGAAGAGCCAUGAUCACAAGCGGAGCCGCAGCCGCGAGCGAAAGCUGAGCCGUAGCAGGGAGAGGCGCCGGAGCCGCACUCGGAGCAGGGAGCGCAGCGGCCGCUACAGGGACCACAAGACCACCUUGUAUGUAUGCCUCAUCUGGUGUCAGCAUUUCCCUUCAGUCUGCAUCACCCUAGUCCCUAGUCUUUCCUAUUUAACUAUUGCUGUACAUAUACUAUUCUUCAGAUAUAUUACAUAUUCUAUCCAUAUACUGUCCAUAUUGUCUAUACAUCACAUUAUAUUUUUUAUUUAUUUAUAUACACACACACACACACAACCUGUCAAAAGUUUUCGAACACCUACAGUGAGGGAAAAAAGUAUUUGAUCCCCUGCUGAUUUUGUACGUUUGCCCACUGACAAAGAAAUGAUCAGUCUAUACUUUUUAUGGUAGGUUUAUUUGAACAGUGAGAGACAGAAUAACAACAACAAAAUCCAGAAAAACGCAUGUCAAAAAUGUUAUAAAUUGAUUUUCAUUUUAAUGAGGGAAAUAAGUAUUUGACCCCUCUGCAAAACAUUACGUAGUACUUGGUGGCAAAACCCUUGUUGGCAAUCACAGAGGUCAGACGUUUCUUGUAGUUGGCCACAAGGUUUGCACACAUCUCAGGAGGGAUUUUGUCCCACUCCUCUUUGCAGAUCUUCUCCAAGUCAUUAAGGUUUCGAGGCUGACGUUUGGCAACUCGAACCUUCAGCUCCCUCCACAGAUUUUCUAUGGGAUUAAGGUCUGGAGACUGGCUAGGCCACUCCAGGACCUUAAUGUGCUUCUUCUUGAGCCACUCCUUUGUUGCCUUGGCUGUGUGUUUUGGGUCAUUGUCAUGCUGAAAUACCCAUCCACGACCCAUUUUCAAUGCCCUGGCUGAGGGAAGGAGGUUCUCACCCAAGAUUUGACGGUACAUGGCCCCGUCCAUCGUCCCUUUGAUGCAGUGAAGUUGUCCUGUCCCCUUAGCAGAAAAACACCCCCAAAGCAUAAUGUUUCCACCUCAAUGUUUGACGGUGGGGAUGGUGUUCUUGGGGUCAUAGGCAGCAUUCCUCCUCCUCCAAACACGGCGAGUUGAGUUGAUGCCAAAGAGCUCGAUUUUGGUCUCAUCUGACCACAACACUUUCACCCAGUUCUCCACUGAAUCAUUCAGAUGUUCAUUGGCAAACUUCUGACGGGCCUGUAUAUGUGUUUUCUUGAGCAGGGGGACCUUGCGGGUGCUGCAGGAUUUCAGUCCUUCAUGGCGUAGUGUGUUAACCAAUUGUUUUCUUGGUGACUAUGGUCCCAGCUGCCUUGAGAUCAUUGACAAGAUCCUCCCGUGUAGUUCUGGGCUGAUUCCUCACCGUUCUCAUGAUCAUUGCAACUCCACGAGGUGAGAGCUUGCAUGGAGCCCCAGGCCGAGGGAGAUUGACAGUUCUUUUGUGUUUCUUCCAUUUGCGAAUAAUCGCACCAACUGUUGUCACCUUCUCACCAAGCUGCUUGGCGAUGGUCUUGUAGCCCUUUCCAGCCUUGUGUAGGUCUACAAUCUUGUCCCUGACAUCCUUGGAGAGCUCUUUGGUCUUGGCCAUGGUGGAGAGUUUGGAAUCUGAUUGAUUGCUUCUGUGGACAGGUGUCUUUUAUACAGGUAACAAGCUGAGAUUAGGAGCACUCCCUUUAAGAUUGUGCUCCUAAUCUCAGCUCGUUACCUGUAUAAAAGACACCUGGGAGCCAGAAAUCUUUCUGAUUGCGAGGGGGUCAAAUACUUAUUUCCCUCAUUAAAAUGCAAAUCAAUUUGUAACAUUUUUGACAUGCGUUUUUCUGGAUUUUUUUGUUGUUAAUCUGUCUCACUGUUCAAAUAAACCUACCAUUAAAAUUAUAGACUGAUCAUUUCUUUGUCAGUGGGCAAACGUACAAAAUCAGCAGGGGAUCAAAUACUUUUUUCCCUCACUGUACUCAUUCAAGGGUUUUUCUUUAUUUUUACUAUUUUUUACAUUGUAGAAUAAUAGGGAAGACAACAAAACUAUGAAAUAACACAUGGAAUCAUGUAAUAACCAAAAGUGUUAAACAAAUCAAUAUAUAUUUUAUAUUUGAGAUUCUUCAAAUAGCCACGCUUUGCCUUGAUGACAGCUUUGCACACUCUUGGCAUUCUCUCAACCAGACCCUUUAUUCCAUAUGUGUUAUUUAAUAGUUUUGAUGUCUUCACUAUUAUUCUACAAUGUAGAAAAUAGUAAAAAUAAAGAAAAACCCUGUGUCCAAACUUUUGACUGGUACUGCAUUCGGAAAGAAUUCAGACCCCUUUACUUUUUCCACAUUUUUUUAUGUUACAGCCUUAUUCUAAAAUGGAUUAAACAGUUUUCCCCCCUCAUCAAUCUACACACAAUACCCCAUAAUGACAAAGCAAAAACAGGUUUUUAGAAAUUUUAGCAAAUUUAUUAAACAUAAAAAUGGAAAUAUCACAUUUUACAUAGGUAUUCAGACACUUUACUCAGUACUUUGUUGAAGCACCUUUGGCAGCGAUUACAGCCUCUGUGAAUCAUGGUGGUGGCAGCAUCAUGCUGUGGGGAUGUUUUUCAGCGGCAGGGACUAGUAGACUAGUAAGGAUCGAGGGAAAGAUGAACGGAGCAAAGUACAGAGAGAUCCUUGAUGAAAACCUGCUCCAGAGCACUCAGGACCUCAGACUGGGGCGAAGGUUCACCUUCCAACAGGACAACGACCCUAAGCACACAGCCAAGACAACGGAGGAGUGGCUUUGGGACAAGUCUCUGAAUGUCCUUGAGUGGCCCAGCCCGUGCCCGGACUUGAACCCGAUCUAAAUCUCUGGAGAGACCUGAAAAUAUCUGUGCAGUUACGCUCCCCAUCCAACCUGACAAAGAUUGAGAGGAUCUGCGGAGAGGAAUGGGAGAAACUCCCCAAAUACAGGUGUGCCAAACUUGUAGCGUCAUUGGUAGAGCAUGGCGUGGUCCUCUGUAGCUCAAUUGGUAGAGCAUGGCGCUUGUAACGCCAGGGUAGUGGGUUCGAUCCCUGGGACCACCCAUACGUAAAAAUGUAAGCACACAUGACUGUAAGUCGCUUUGGAUAAAAGCGUCUGCUAAAUGGCAUAUUAUUAUUAUAUUAUAUUAUUAUAUACCCAAGAAGAAAAAGGUGCUUCAACAAAGUACUGAGUAAAAGGUCUGAAUACUUAUGUAAAUGUUAUAUUUCCGUUUUUUAUUUUGAAUAAAUGUGCAAAAAUGUCUAAACCUGUUUUUGCUUUGUCAUUAUGGGGUAUUGUGUGUAGAUUGAUGAGGGAUAAAAACUAUUUAAUCAAUUUUAGAAGAAGGCUGUAAAGUAACAAAAUGUGGACAAAGUGAAGGGGUCUGAAUACUUUCUGAAUGCACUGUAUACACACGUGCAUACAUACUCCGGACUCCGACAUUGCUCGUCCUAAUAUUUCUAUAUUUCUUGAUUCCGUUCUUAAAUUGUUUUGAUUUGUGUGUAUUGUUAGAUAUUGCUGCACUGUUGGAGCUAGGAACACAAGCAUUUAGCUACAACCACAACAACCUCUGCUAAAUAUGUGUUUGCGAGCAUAAAAUUGUAUUUUGAUUUUGUACAGGGAAAUGUGAGUCUCGUUCACAUUCAGCUCGAUUUUCAAAUUGACAAGAAAAGCAUAGCUUUUUAUCAAUGGUUGAGACGAAGAUGGGGAAAAUCCAUUUAGCCUUGCAGGGUAAUGCCGGGUGUACACUACACGACUUUCAAAAUCCUAACAUCGCUGAGCCGCUCACAUGAAACAACCGUCUUUCGGCUUGUCAACGUAGUGGUGAUUUCACUAAACGAUGUGGCACAGAUCAAAGGAAAGGAAAGGGGGAUACCUAGUCAGUUGUACAACUGAAUGCAUUCAACUGAAAUAUCUCUUCCGCAUUUAACCCAACCCCUAAGAAUCAGUGAUGUGCGGGGGGCUGCCUUAAUCGACAUCCACGUCAUUGGCGCCUAGGGAACAGUGGCUUGCUAAGGUGUAGAACAACAUUUUUACCAUGUCAGGGGAUUCCAUCCAGCAACCAUUCGGUUACUGGCCCAAUACUCCUACCUGCCGCCCCACACACUAUAAGAUUCUUCACUUGGUCGUGAGGAUUCUUGAUACCACGCUGUCUCGCGAAAACAAAGAUGUGAUUGCAAACGUAUUCAGUCAAACAUUUGCGCUUGCCAUACAGAGUUGAAAUAUCUAGCCAAUACAUUUUUUUAUUGAAUAACAUUGCUUUUGAACUUCAGAGCAGUAACAAUUUGACACUUUGGGUUUGUUUAAAGGCAACUAGCUGCAAACACAUACUAGUCAUCGCUCCUGCUUGAAAGUCUUAAGGUUACCGAAUGUUAUCCCGGUUCUAUGAUAUGUGUGAGGUCUUUUACUUAUGGUCAGCGUCCCCUUUUAGGGGCGGAGUGUAGGAAGAUCCAACCACACAAUGUCUGUCAUAGACAGACAGGACAAACGGCCAAUAGUGGACCACACCACUUCCCAUAUUAGGGGCCGUAAUCCGCUCCCAUCUUCACUUCAAAGUACAUGUUCGUCUUCCUUAUGCAAAGCGUGAAGGGUAACUUGGUGAGAGACCUCACUCAUAAUAUCAUAGAACCAGGGUUACAUUAGGUAUCCUUAAGUUCUAUUUCAAUAACUUGUUCGGUCUCUCACUUAUGCCCCGUAGUGCUCGUAUACUGUCUAGACAGGAUAAAAUCUCAGAAGCCUCAAGACUAAGCACUGUAUGUGCUACGAGAGUGCAGUGAUGUAGUCAGUAGAACCUCAUGAAGGUAUGGGGGAUACCCCAACAUGCCACACUACAAAUCUCUUGACCAAAAAUGCCUUGAAUAAUGCCCAUUAUGUAACCAUACCUCUGGUGGAGUAAGCCCUCCGGAGGUGUAAACCCUUGCCAUUAUGACAGACUCCACUCAAUUUCAAUCAAUUUUAUUUUAUAUAGCCCUUCGUACAUCAGCUAAUAUCUCGAAGUGCUGUACAGAAACCCAGCCUAAAACCCCAAACAGCUAGUAAUGCAGGUGUAGAAGCACGGUGGCUAGGAAAAACUCCCUAGAAAGGCCAAAACCUAGGAAGAAACCUAGAGAGGAACCAGGCUAUGAGGGGUGGCCAGUCCUCUUCUGGCUGUACUUCUGGCCGUACUCCUGAGUGGCGCAGUGGUCUAAGGCACUGCAUCGCAGUGCUAACUGUGUCACUAGAGAUCCUGGUUCGAAUCCAGGCUCUGUCGCAGCCGGCCGCGACCGGGAGACUCAUGGGCGGCGCACAAUGGCCAGCGUCGUCCAGGGUAGGGGAGGGAAUGGCCGGCCGGAUGUUGCUCAGUUGAUAGAGCAUGGCGUUGCAACGCCAGGUUGGGUUCGAUUCCCACGGGGGGCCAGUAUAAAAAAAAAAAUGUAUUCACUAACUGUAAGUCGCUCUGGAUAAGAGCGUCUGCUAAAUGACGUAAAUGUAAAAUGUAAAUGGCUGUGCCGGGUGGAGAUUAUAACAGAACCAUGCCAAGAUGUUCAAAAAUGUUCAUAAGUGACAAGCAUGGUCAAAUAAUAAUCAGGAAUAAAUCUCAGUUGGCUUUUCAUAGCCGAUCAUUAAGAGUUGAAAACAGCAGGUCUGGGACAGGUAGGGGUUCCAUAACCGCAGGCAGAACAGUUGAAACUGGAAUAGCAGCAAGGCCAGGCGGACUGGGGACAGCAAGGAGUCACCACGGCCGGUAGUCCCGACGUAUGGUCCUAGGGCUCAGGUCUCUCAGUUGGCUUUUCAUAGCCGAUCAUUAAUAGUUGAAAACAGCAGGUCUGGGACAGGUAGGGGUUUCGUAACCGCAGGCAGAACAGUUGAAACUGGAAUAGCAGCAAGGCCAGGCGGACUGGGGACAGCAAGGUGUCAGCAUGCCCGGUAGUCCUGACGUAUGGUCCUAGGGCUCAGGUUCUCAGAGAGAAAGAGAGAACGAGAGAAUUAGAGAGAGCAUACUUAAAUUUAAAUUCACACAGGACACUGGAUAAGACAGGAGAAGUACUCCAGGUAUAACCAACAGUAUAACCACUGUCCAUAGGGCCCAAGAUACAAAGAUCUGAUCGCUCUAGUAGGGCUCUCGUCCUGUCCAUGUAGAUGCGCACUGGACACAAGUGGUGGGUGAAAAGCCAACAGCUCUUAAAAUUAUGCAAUUAUAAGCACCACUGAUUUUUAGACACAAAAAACGGGGUUAGGUUGUAAAGCAACCUUGGAUAACCCGGGGGAAAAGUGUAGGCUGUAAGUGGUGAACUGACGGUGCUUGCAGCUUUCCCGCUUGGUAUGCAGAUGCAAUGGCUAAUAGUGAAGUGGUUCUAAACUAGAAAUCUCAUUCCUAUCUUUUGCAGCAGCUCGAACGUCGGCUGUGAAAUGGCCUCAAGCAUAAGACACAUCCCAGGAUGGGACUAGCGCUUUGGAUAAUGAGCGUAAGCGACGCGCCCCCUGCGUAAAACAACAGAUCAAGGGCCGUUUCCCCACUGUAUUGUUGUUGAAACCAAAUGGCAGGCAGUCCAAACACUCGCCACUCAUUGCCAUAUAGUGAGCAUGUGGCAAGGGGUCUAGCGCUCUGCACAACUUUCAGCGGUAGAGCUGUCUAUUAACUGUCAUUCUCUCGCUGGUCAGGCUCAAAGUGCCACCAUGCCUGGGAGGGGAUUGAAGAUCUCUGUUUGUUUGGAUCGGCCGAUCCCUGGGUCAGCUGCCAGGGUGUAGGCUGAGUACAUCUGCCUACGGCUGAAAAUUGCGAUACUUGGUAAUGGAAAGACCGGGAAGCUAGGCGUGUGGAAUGCAAUUUUCCACCUAGAGCAAUUUCACGAGUUGUCACAAGAAUGUUAUCUCAAUGGUUGAAGUCAAACACUUCUUAAAUCUUUGUUUAAUUUAUUUAAACUAAGCGAUUUACAACCUUUUGGGAAUUAUUCAAAGACCCAAUUCUGCUCAUGGUCAGCAUAUUUAUUCAUGAGAGCGCUCUGCAACAAAAUGGUCGUACAAUAUUUUUAUACGCACACGUCAGAGGAAGAAUCCGCUGUAGGCGGGCUGUAUUUUUCCACUGUACACAUCUUGUAAGUCCACACCUGGGUUUAGCUCAUGUGCUCUCCUGACCAUCAGGUCACACACACACACACACACACACACACACACAUGUUCUUAUCAUAGUCUGCUCCUUGCUCGGGCAGGCUGCAUUCCUCAGUUAUCGCCGUCCUCACAAUACCCUGCAACAUGUUUCAUAUUCUCUUCCAAGCCUAACAGUUUCUCUCCUCCCUAAAUUGGGAGGCCUCCAUCUUGGUUUCUCAGUUGUCUGUAGCCAGUUCUCCUUGUCCUUUGUUGUCUGGUCUAACUCCUACUCACAUUGCUAAAUAGUAACACAAUGUCAUAAUUUUUACUGGUCUUACACACACACACACAUUAUUAGAUUAUAGUCUCAGGAUUCUAACACAUUUCAUAAAGUGGAGUGUAAUAAAUAGUCAUUACAAGUGUACCCCCGUUAUAGGCUAUUGCUCCUGCACCCAAAUGAGCAAGCUGAUGACUGCUAGAUUCUCCCACAGUGGAGAGGCUAGAUAUUUUUAUCAGUUAUAGCAAGAGUGCACAUACAGGGGAGUAGAGCUGAAGAUCUGUAACAUAGGCAUAGCCCUUUGAAGCACAACAGAUGUUCCGUUCCGAUAGUUGUUUAGCCACCAUACCAUAUUAGUAUUUUUUGCUAAUUGUAGGCUGUUGUCUGUAGGCUAAUUUUUGUGUAACAACGUGCGAAAUAAUGUGCCAAAACUUGAUUUAGUACAUUAUUAUACGGUAAACAUUAGAAUAAGCUGCUUCUAUAUUUGUAGCCAAUAUUUGUAAUAUAUUUUCUAAGAGCUGAUCUGUCGUCAGUAUUGUGGAAUAAUUAAGGUAAGAUUUGAAUGGAGAACGCUGAUCUGAGAGCAGCGCUGCCUUUCUUUUGAUCCUAUCAGUAUCGAUACGAUGCCUCAACAACACACUUAGCAUUGCAUUUUACAUCUUGGGCCGUUGUAGGAAAGAUGCAUCGUUAAAACACUCAUAAGCCUAAGUUCCAUCGCUAUCGGGACACCGGGCCCUGAGCAGAUAGUCAUCCUGUUUGCGUGAACCAAGAGCAGGGUACAAGGAAUGGGACUGUGAAGUGCGAUAGGCCGCAAACAGCUAUGUCCUCUUUGUCCAAGAACUGAGAUGUAGUGUGAAAACUACUCACGUUCCCUGGCUCUCAUAAAGAAUGCAGUGCAAUCCUUUAGCAAUGGAGCCGGGUUGCCAAAGUCCCCCAGAACCGAAGACAGACGAGCGCGUUCGUAUAUCAGACUGAAUCCUAUGGUCCCCAAGCAAACCAAGUAUACCAUCCAUGGGGAGACUGCGCAUGUCUUCCCCAGCUGGUGGGGUUUCUAGGUGCUGAGACUAUUGUAAGCCUGAGGCAAGAAUGCCAACUGUUGGUGUACAGCGUUUUCCACUAGCGCCAUUCGUCAGCUAUACAGCCGAUUAGUCAUUUUCAGCCAGGUACUUUUUCCACUUAAAUUAACUAGGCUACUUUUCAAAUCGCUAGUCAGAAAAAAGUCUGCGGAGCCCUCUCCCACUAGAAUGUACAAUAUGCCUCUUCUAGCGAUCUAUUGAUGGGACAGGUCCCUGUCAGUCACAAAGUGAGCGAUGACAGGGAAACACUGCUGGUGUGACAGUCUGCUGUCUGUCCUGCCUAUCAGUACCUGUGUGUGUUGUGUGCGUCUAAUUUCUUUACACUGAGUUUGCAUGAGUUUGCACGUCCCAUAUAAUGUGGUAACGAUGUGUCAAUCCACUUAGCCUAUUGUUUUCUGGCACGUUAAAGAUGGCCCGCUGGCUCGGUGCCAAUAAAAACAUGUCGUGCCAGUGGAUCUCGUCAGUAACCUUUUCAUUCAAUUUAACAUUUACCUGCUCUGUCGCUGUCUACCAUUGAAGACAACACACGUAAAUGUCAUGCUAUUUGUAUUUGAGCAAUAUGAUUGGCCGCUCAUUCAAGCACCACCACGCUCCCACGAGUUACAACCUCUCGAGCACUCCAUGAGUUGAUACCUUCACACGGCACACGCAAGCUGUCCAGAGCAAAAAGAAGCGCCCAUCAAUCUACUCGCUGAGCUUAUUUCUUUUAGGGAAGGUGAUUUACAAAAGUAAACCUUCAAUAGUGAACGUACUAGCAAUAUGCUGACUACUGUUGAUAGUGUGCAAAAAGAAAGCUACAAAGAGACACCUAGCAUUCAUCUUGGCUAGCCAUGUCUAUCUCUUUUGGAACGUUUAUCUUAAAGGAGCAGCGGCCUUUUUCAAAUCUUCUCAAUGACAUACUUUAGAAACAAAUGAAUGCAAUUAAUACUAAAGAAUAGAGUAAUGACUGGCAUUGCUACAUUAUAUUACACAGCUUUUAAUACAUAUCAUAAUAACCAAAUGUAGCCUAUUAAUUGCUGAAUAUAUAUAUAUAUAUACAGACACAGUGGGGGGAAAAAAGUAUUUAGUCAGCCACCAAUUGUGCAAGUUCUCCCACUUAAAAAGAUGAAAGGCCUGUAAUUUUCAUCAUAGGUACACGUCAACUAUGACAGACAAAAUGAGAUUUUUUUUCUCCAGCAAAUCACAUUGUAGGAUUUUUAAUGAAUUUAUUUGCAAUUAUGGUGGAAAAUAAGUAUUUGGGCAAUAACAAAAGUUUCUCAAGACUUUGUUAUAUACCCUUUGUUGGCAAUGACACAGGUCAAACGUUUUCUGUAAGUCUUCCCAAGGUUUUCACACACUGUUGCUGGUAUUUUGGCCCAUUCCUCCAUGCAGAUCUCCUCUAGAGCAGUGAUGUUUUUGGGCUGUCGCUGGGCAACACAGACUUUCAACUCCCUCCAAAUAUUUUAUAUGGGGUUGAGAUCUGGAGACUGGCUAGGCCACUCCAGGACCUUGAAAUGCUUCUUACGAAGCCACUCCUUCGUUGCCCGGGCGGUGUGUUUGGGAUCAUUGUCAUGCUGAAAGACCCAGCCACGUUUCAUCUUCAAUGCCCUUGCUGAUGGAAGGAGGUUUUCACUCAAAAUCUCACGAUACAUGGCCCCAUUAAUUAUUUCCUUUAAACGGAUCAGUCGUCCUGGUCCCUUUGCAGAAAAACAGCCCCAAAGCAUGAUGUUUCCACCCCCAUGCUUCACAGUAGGUAUGGUGUUCUUUGGAUGCAGCUCAGCAUUCUUUGUCCUCCAAACACGACGAGUUGAGUUUUUACCAAAUUACAUUAUGACAUUCUCCCAAUCCUCUUCUGGAUCAUCCAAAUGCACUCUAGCAAAAUUCAGACGGGCCUGGACAUGUACUGGCUUAAGCAGGGGGACACGUCUGGCACUGCAGGAUUUGAGUCCCUGGCGGCGUAGUGUGUUACUGAUGGUAGGCUUUGUUACUUUGGUCCCAGCUCUCUGCAGGUCAUUCACUAGGUCCCCCCGUGUGGUUCUGGGAUUUUUUUUUUUCUUGUGAUCAUUUUGACCCCACAGGGUGAGAUCUUGCGUGGAGCCCCAGAUCGAGGGACAUUAUCAGUGGUCUUGUAUGUCUUCCAUUUCCUAAUAAUUGCUCCCACAGUUGAUUUCUUCAAACCAAGCUGCUUACCUAUUGCAGAUUCAGUCUUCCCAGCCUGGUGCAGGUCUACAAUUUUGUUUAUGGUGUCCUUUGACAGCUCUUUGGUCUCGGCCAUAGUGGAGUUUGGAGUGUGACUGUUUUGAGGUUGUGGACAGGUGUCUUUUAUACUGAUAACAAGUUCAAACAGGUGCCAUUUAAUACAGGUAACGAGUGGAGGACAGAGGAGCCUCUUAAAGAAGAAGUUACAGGUCUGUGAGAGCCAGAAAUCUUGCUUGUUUGUAGGUGACCAAAUACUUAUUUUCCACCAUAAUUUGCAAAUAAAUUCAUAAAACAUCCUACAAUGUGAUUUUCUGGAAUUUGUUUCUCUCAAUUUGUCUGUCAUAGUUGACGUGUACCUAUGAUGAAAAUUACAGGCCUCUCAUCUUUUUAAGUGGGAGAACUUGCACAAUUGGUGGCUGACUAAAUACUUUUUUCCCCCACUGUAUAUAUAUAUAUAUAUAUAUAUAUAUAUAUAUAUAUAUAUAUAUAUAUAUAUAUAUAUAUAUAUAUAUGAGAGAGAGAAAGCAUGACCCCAAUGCAUUUAAGAACUACACCAUGUUUAGGCCAGUAGAUUUUUGGCCAACUGGCCCAACCAGGCCAGUUAGGAAAAAAAGUUACUGUUGGACACUGGGGUGUUUCAUAUGCGGUCACGGAGUGUUGGCGCAUAGGCUAUUUACUGUGCUUUGAUUGACAAACCACAAGCUUGAGUAGUUUAUUAAAGGUGUCGAACUGACUGAAUAAAGUCGAUCUCGUAUACCUUUGCCAUUCAUAAAUCAUACAAUAUAGUUAUAUGUCCAUAUCAUCGUAUAAAGAUCUCGUUUGUCCAUCAGGACUUACCAGACAAUGACAAAGUGAGUGACUGGUCAGUAGUAUCCCGAAUUGCAUCGAUAAGAGAGCUGUUCAUUUGGCUCCAUAAUUUGCAUACUGAUAGGCUUUUUGGUGAUUAUCUGCAGAUAAAUUAUGAUGAAGAUGGUGAAUCCUCCUCACUGCAGGAACAAUAGGUAGGCUAGUGGAAAAAGCCUCACUCGGGUCCAAAAGAAAAUAUUAAAAUGUUUUAAAAGCUAUUGAUAAUUAUAUGGUAUUUUCAAAGAUAUUGAGAUAUUGUAGGUCUACUGAUUUAAUCAAAGUGUUGACAAUGGAGUAGAAAACUGCUGCUUUCUGUGUAGCAAAGCCCAUGUUUAACACCUGCUUCAUUCUUCAAUCAUACUUGUAUUGCAGAUAGCUGAGAAAAAUGACCCUUAAAGGGAAGCUUGAACAAAGUGAAACUCCCAACCCUACCACUGUGUAGCGAGGUCAAAAACAAGAGCCACUGUAUAGUGGAUAGGCAUAACAAACGUCAAAUCAAAUGUGAUUUGUCACAUGCGCUGAAUCGAAUACAACAGGUGUAGACCUUACAGUGAAAUGCUUACUUACAAGCCCUUAACCAACAAUGCAGUUUUAAGAAUACAACAACAAAAAUCACACACACAAAUACAAUAUAAAGUAAUACGAAAUAAAAGUAACAAAAUUAAAGAGCAGCAAUAAAAAUAACAAUAGCGAGGCUAUAUACAGGGGGUACCGGUACCGAUUCAAUGUGCGGGGGCACCGGUUAGUCGAGGUAAUUGAGGUAAUAUGUACAUUUAGGUAGAGUAUUAAAGUGACUGCAUAGAUGAUAAACAGAGUAGCAGCAGCAUAAAAGAGGGGGGAGGGGGGGCAAUGCAAAUAGUCUGGGUAGCCAUUUGAUUAGAUGUUCAGGAGUCUUAUGGCUUGGGGGUAGAAGCUGUUUAGAAGCAUCUUGGACCUAGACUUGGCGCUCCGGUACCUCUUGCCAUGCGGUAGCAGAGAGAACAGUCUAUGACUAGGGUGCCUGGAGUCUUUGACAAUUUUUAGGGCCUUCCUCUGACACCGCCUGGUAUAGAGGUCCUGGAUGGCAGGAAGCUUGGCCCCAGUGAUGUAUUGGGCCGUAAGCACUACCCUCUGUAGUGCCUUGUGGUCGGAGGCCGAGCAGUUGCCCUACCAGGCAGUGAUGCAACCAGUCAGGAUGCUCUCGAUGGUGCAGCUGUAGAACGUUUUGAGGAUCUGAGGACCCAUGCCAAAUCUUUUCAGUCUCCUGAGGGGGAAUAGGUUUUGUCGUGCCCUCUUCACGACUGUUGGUGUGCUUGGACCAUGUUACUUUGUUGGUGAUGUGGACACCAAGGAACUUGAAGCUCUCAACCUGCUCCACUACAGCCCUGUCGAUGAGAAUGGGGGCGUGCUUGGUCCUCUCCUUUUUCCUGUAGUCCACAAUCAUCUCCUUUGACUUGAGCACGUUGAGGGAGAGGUUGUUGUCCUCACAACACACAGCCAGGUCUCUGACCUCCUCCCUGUAGGCUGUCUCGUCAUUGUCGUGAUCAGGCCUACCACUGUUGUCUCAUCGGCAAACUUGAUGGUGUUGGAGUCGUGCUAGGUAUUCUUCCGUAUCAACCCGUUCUACCUAGAGAGAUGUCUACGCUGAACUGGAGAGAGUGUAGGGCAGGGAGCACCGAGUGCUGUGUGAACUGCCUCUCUCAUAGGCUAGGGAGCUACUCCUAGGCUUUCCAGUCCUCCAGCCUACCAGGGGGCUUGAGAGGUCUGAAUUUCGCUGUGAUUGCAGCAAAGGACUGUGUCCGGGUCUGCCCUGGUUCUGGGGCUUUGCCUGGGUAUUAACAGUCUGCUUCGAGAUCAGGGGUUUAAGGCUCUUGAUGCUUAUCCGUUGUCCCCUUCCAAAUAACCCCACUGGGCGUUUUAGUACAGUACCCAACAAUCUGCCACGGGGCCUGGGUCUACAGGGUAUGGGGAACUCGAAAACUUUCCAACGGAUUUUGCAUUUCUGACGCAUGUCAGUGACCGAUUCCCCAACAAUCCACUGAGUGGAAUUGGGGCAUCCAAGAGGCCAAGUUUUUCCCUGACCGUAAGACUUGACAAGUCCAGCCGAAGGGCCCUCUCUCCUACUACCGGCAAGGAUCAUGUUACGGACACAGCUCUGUAUGCCGUCCCGAGAGGUGCCUUGCCAUGUUUUCCUCGAAUUGAUAAGCCGUAAGUAAUGUGGACACGUUAAGUGCUUUGACCAAAUGGGUUGCAUUUCUGUACAUCUUAUGACAAAUGGUGGCGGAAAAGCGUCCCAUCUUGUCCGAAAGGGAGGUGUUAACCCACUGGAAACCGGACUCCUCCUACCGUGGUUCCCCUACCCUGAAUGUUCAGGGUAGGGGAACCAAUAGGAGAUAGUCUACUGGAGAAAGGCUUUUCCCAGAACCUUUUCACCUCCCUUAGGCAAGCCGCGAACACCGGAAUGCUAAGUUUGGUUGGGCCGUUUGUGGUGGGAGUCUCCUCCCAUCGUACAAAUCCCUGCCUCCCCCUUGGUCCGGCGUGACAUUCGACCACUCGAUGCGGAGUUUUGGAGGGAGGAAGUGGGGGCUCCCCCUCAUUUGCUCCAUCCUCAGGCUCAAAGUUGGAGAAGCUGCUAUUAGCAUGAGCCUCGUCAUCUCCUAUCUUUCUCUCUCACGAGAUCAUGUCUUCGGUAAAUGAGGGAAGAGAAUCAAGGUUAUCCAUCACCUCCGCCCAGCUGGGUACAGACCAGUGCUUGUCCCCUAUCCUGGAGGGUGGCUCGGAGGCGGGGGUGCCCGGAGCAGUAACAGUUUUUUUGAGUCUCCUUCUCUGGCUAACCUUAGACAGUGUGCUGCAGUGCAGACAAGACUCUGGGUGGUCGACUGCCUCUCGAGCAGAGAGGAUGCUCUUUCUCUGAGAUGCGAGAGCCGCAGGGGGCAGAGAUGGGGCUCGGGGUGCUGUCUUGGGUCAUCCGUGGAGGGGCUACAAGCCUGCAGUAAGCCGGAGAGCACCGCAAGGUGGAGUUGCUCUACAGGCUAGCAGUGGUGUAAAGUGCUUAAAUAAAAAUACUUGAAAGUACUACUUAAGUAGUUUUCUGGGGUAUCUGUACUUCACUAUUUACUCCACUACAUUCCUAAAGAAAAUCAUGUACUUUUUACUCCAUACAUUUUCCCUGACACCCUAAAGUACUUGUUACAUUUUGAAUGCUUAGCAGGACAGGAAAAUGGUCCAAUUCACACACUUAUCAAGAGAAAACCCCUACUGCAUCUUAUCUGGCGGAUUCACUGAACAUGCAUGCUUCGUUUGUAGAUUAUGUCUGAGUGUUGGAGUGUGCCCCUGGCGAUCCGUAUUUUUUUAUUUAUAUAAUAGUGCCGUCUGGUUUGCUUAAUAUAAGGAAUGUGAAAUGAUUUUACUUUUAUUUUUGAUACUUAAGUAUAUUUUAGCAAUUAUAUUUACUUUUGAUACUUAAGUAUAUUUAAAACCAAAUACUUUUAGACUUUUACUCAAGUGGUAUUUUACUGGGUGACUUUUACAUGAGUCAUUUUCUAGUAACGUAUCUUUACUUUUACUCAAGUAUGACAAUUGGGUACUUUUUACACCACUGUAAGCUAAAGGCCUCUCGACCGCAGUGCCGGAAGGUAGAAUCGGUCAACCUAGCCAGUGAGGGCGCUGGUAAGCUAGAUGGUAGAAGAAUACUAUUGUGCAAGUAGAGCGAGCUAGCGAAGGAGCUUGUUCUAGUUGUGUGGUUUGCCAAUGUUUAGCUGUGUAGCCAGCUAGUCCUGGCUUUUAGCUAGCCAGAUAUCUAGCGUUCACCUUGAGGGUUAGUAGACUAGCCAUAGCAAGCCCACUGCCAGCUGAAUAGAAUGUGCAUUCUUCGUUAGCUAGCUAGGUUAGCUUAGUGUGGCUAAUCAAAUCUUAUUUCGUUCCACCUUGGUGAGAAUAAGCAGCACGAAGUAGGUAACUAAGUGGGCUUGUAGGGCAAGAGCUAGCUGUGUUGCACUAGCUGAGCCAGAGACUGAGAAGUAGCUGUCGUGUGAGCUCAGUCCUCUUGACGAGAAGCUGCUGUCCUACGCUCGGUGGUGGAGUCCUUGACGGUCCAUCUGUGAACAGGUAAGUAGGAGCGCAGAGGUCCAAGUCAGUAGCUGAAGAGAAUAGAGGAUCUUAAUCAAAUCCGUAAGGAAGACCAAAAAAGUUAAGAUGGGAGCGGACUACAUACUAUAAUGUGAAGUGGAGUGGUCCACUAUUGGUCGUUGCUUCUGUCUGUCUACGAGAGACGUGUGAUUGGAUCUUCCUGGACUCUGCACUCACUGGCUUCUUAUCUGGUGAGCUCUCAUUGGCUAUUGCUGACCACCGUUGUCAAAACUUGUCUUUGCACAUCUCACACUACAAGAGCAUUGCAGAUUUUGUGCCGAUAAAAUAAAACGUUUGAAAAUAUUUGGAUGGCUCAAAGACUGGAUCGGUAGCCCUCAGAUUGCGUCUCUGAGGGAGGAGAAUUAACGGUGACAAUAAACGAGCGUCGGUGAUGGCCGCAUGCUCGUAGGCAAUGACAUGGGGAUUUUGUCUUCAAUCUCUAAAACUUGUCUGGGACAGCUAAAUCGGGGCCAAAAUCGUGUAGUGUACAUCCGGCUUAAGGGUUUUGUUCAAGAGAAGAGAUGCGGAAUAUAGAGUUCCGGCCCUCAGAAUUGAUUAGGCCAAGAUAUGUUUUUAGAAAGAACAGAGCAUUGUCCCUAAUACCCCUAAUACCCCACCAUCCCGUCUGCAGUGUAUUGACUGGCAUACUUUAAGGUCUGGAGUGCCUUUUCCCCUCUUAUGAGAUCAGUAGUAGUGGCCUUAGAUACUGAGAUGAACCUUGUUUUCAAUCGCAGCUCUGGGCCGAAAUUUAACGGUGGUUCCAGAGGGAAGAUUGGCCCUCCACCAGUCAUCAAGCUAAGGUUUCUAUUACACUAUUUUCUGUUGUUUGUGUGGGUAGUUUUGUGCUGUGUAUGUGACAAUGCGAUUAAUCAACUCAAAUAGAUGCUAAUGGAGCCCAUUCUUUCAGCCGAAGACGUUCCAGAAGCCGAAGCCCUUUCAAGAAAGAGAAGAGUCCUGUGAGGCAAGUGUUCCUUGGGGAGAUGACGCAUAAGAACUCAAUCAGGUUGACAUUCCACUUUUAAAGCUUGUGUACCCUUGUUCGACAAAGUAGGCUUACCAUUUUUAUAAUACCUCGUGGACAGACAUAUGUAACGUAAAUGGUAUCGUAACAUCUGUCACCAGACUAGGAUUCAAAACGUAGACCCACAGUAGAUUUGACCGAAACUUGCAGAGAGGAGCUGGCACAAGAUUUUUGUUCUGGAUUACUGAGAUUUACCAUUUUGCUGACAAAAUAUAGUAAAAUAAAUACACAAGUGCUUUUACAAGAUUGGGGCUACUGAAAGACGAAAAAUGGCUUUACCUCAUAAGAGUAAUUCAAUGCUUUGUUUCUACAGGCAGCCAAUAGACAACCUGACUCCAGAGGAAAGGGACGCUCGGACAGUGUUCUGCAUGCAGCUGGCAGCCAGAAUCCGACCACGAGACCUGGAGGAGUUCUUCUCUGCAGUGGGAAAAGUGAGUAUCUCUGCUUGUAAUGUCAUUGUCAUUCCUGCUGAAAAAUAUGUGGCCACAGAUUUGCAAAGCAUUUGCACCAGGUGAGAAGUUUGCACCAGUUUUUUAAGAAAGAUAUUUAACACCAAAGUAAAACAUGAAACUUUGCAAUUUACAAUAGGGUUUUAAUUAUUUCUUCUACCCUUUUUGUUCAAACCUCCAUUUUAUUUUGAAAAGAUAGGUGUUGUACCUGAUGCAAAUGCUUGUUUAAAAAAUAUAUAUAUAUAUUUAGGUGUUAUUCACAGCCAACAAGAGCAAUGGAUUUAGCAAUGUAUUUUUCUCUUAUGCCUAAACCAGCCAUUCUAAAACAGAUUAUUUUUGUUCUUUUUGAAGGUGAGAGAUGUGCGCAUGAUCUCUGACAGAAAUUCGAGGAGGUCGAAGGGGAUUGCUUACAUCGAGUUUGUGGAGGCCAACUCGGUGCCACUGGCUAUAGGAUUGUCUGGCCAGCGACUUCUGGGGGUGCCAAUAAUUGUUCAGGCCUCACAGGUAAUGGUCAGUAAUCAUCACAGGGAUUGUAUGUUUUCUAUUUAUUUUAACUAGGGCUGUCAAUGUUAACGCGUUAAUUACAGUUAACUUUUGAAAUCUUAAUGCCAUAUAUAAAAAAUAACUAAUUGAAAAAUAUCAACUGCCCCUAAAAACCAACUUCUCAUUUAGAAAACAGCCUAUGUGUCAUCAAUAUGAGUCAAACAUUUAUUCUACUGUCAAAAUUGACUACAAAGUGUAAAUAGAAUAAUUCUAGUCAUAAAGUCAGUCUCGUCCAAAACAUUUUGUGAGACUGCUGGUCUUCAAAUCAAAUUGUAUUGGUCACAUACACGUGUUUAGCAAAUGUUAUUGCGGGUGUAGCGAUAUGCUUGUGUUUUUAGCUCCUACAGUGCAGUAAUAUCUAACAAUUUCACAACAUAUACCCAAUACACACAAAUCUAAGUAAAGCAAUGUAAUUAAGAAUAUAUAAAUAAAUAUAUGGAUGAGCAAUGUCAGAGCGGCAUAGACUAAGAUACAGUAGAAUAGUAUAGAAUACAGUAUAUACAGUUAGGGAAAAGUAUUUGAUCCCCUGCUGAUUUUGUACGUUUCCCACUGACAAAGACAUGAUCAGUCUAUAAUUUUAAUGGUAGGUUUAUUUUAACAGUGAGAGACAGAAGAACAACAAAAAAAUCCAGAAAAUCGCAUGUCAAAAAUGUUAUAAAUUGAUUUGCAUUUUAAUGAGGGAAAUAAGUAUUUGAUCCCUCUGCAGAACAUGACUUAGUACUUGGUGGCAAAACCCUUGUUGGCAAUCACAGAGGUCAGACGUUUCUUGUAGUUGGCCACCAGGUUUGCACACAUCUCAGGAGGGAUCAUUAAGGUUUCGAGGUUGACGUUUGGCAACUCGAACCUUCAGCUCCCUCCACAGAUUUUCGAUGGGACUAAGGUCUGGAGACUGGCUAGGCCACUCCAGGACCUUAAUGUGCUUCUUCUUGAGACAAUCCUUUGUUGCCUUGGCUGUGUGUUUUGGGUCAUUGUCAUGCUGGAAUACCCAUCCACGACCCAUUUUCAAUGCCCUGGCUGAGGGAAGGAGGUUCUCACCCAAGAUUUGACGGUACAUGGCCCCGUCCAUCGUCCCUUUGAUGCGGUGAAGUUGUUCUGUCCCCUUAGCAGAAAAACAACCCCAAAGCAUAAUGUUUCCACCUCCAUGUUUGACGGUGGGGAUGGUGUUCUUGGGGUCAUAGGCAGCAUUCCUCCUCCUCAACAGCGAGUUGAGUUGUUGCCAAAGAGCUCGAUUUUGGUCUCAUCUGACCACAACACUUUCACCUAGUUCUCCUCUGAAUCAUUCAGAUGUUCAUUGGCAAACUUCAGACGGGCCUGUAUAUCUGCUUUCUUGAGCAGGGGGACCUUGCGGGUGCUGCAGGAUUUCAGUCCUUCACGGCGUAGUGUGUUACCAAUUGUUUUCUUGGUGACUAUGGUCCCAGCUGCCUUGAGAUCAUUGACAAGAUCCUCCCGUGUAGUUCUGGGCUGAUUCCUCACCGUUCUCAUGAUCAUUGCAACUCCACGAGGUGAGAGCUUGCAUGGAGCCCCAGGCCGAGGGAGAUUGACAGUUAUUUUGUGUUUCUUCCAUUUGCGAAUAAUCGCACCAACUGUUGUCACCUUCUCACCAAGCUGCUUGGCGAUGGUCUUUGUAGCCCAUUCCAGCCUUGUGUAGGUCUACAAAAUGUCCCUGACAUCCUUGGAGAGCUCUUUGGUCUUGGCCAUGGUGGAGAGUUUGGAAUCUGAUUGAUUGAUUGCUUCUGUGGACAGGUGUCUUUUAUACAGGUAAGAAACUGAGAUUAGGAGCACUACCUUUAAGAGUGUGCUCCUAAUCUCAGCUCGUUACCUGUAUAAAAGACACCUGGGAGCCAGAAAUCUUUCUGAUUGAGAGGAGGUCAAAUACUUAUUUCCCUCAUUAAAAUGCAAAUCAAUUUAUAACAUUUUUGACAUGCGUUUUUCUGGAUUUUUUUGUUGUUAUUCUGUCUCUCACUGUUCAAAUAAACCUACCAUUAAAAUUAUAGACUGAUCAUUUCUUUGUCAGUGGGCAAACGUACAAAAUCAGCAGGGGAUCAAAUACUUUUUUCCCUCACUGUACAUAUGAGUAAUGCAAGAUAUGUAAACAUUUAUUAAAGUGGCCUGUGAUUUAUAAUCUAUGUAUAUUGGCAGCAGCCUCUAAUGUGCUAGUGAAGGCUAUUUAACAGUCUGAUGGCCUUGAGAUAGAAGCUGUUUUUCAGUCUCUCAGUCCCAGCUUUGAUGCACCUGUACUGACCUUGCCUUCUGGAUGAUAGCGGGGUGAACAGGCAGUGUCUCGGGUGGUUGUUGUCCUUGAUGAUCUUUUUGGCCUUCCUGUGACAUUGGGUGUGCUGUAGGUGUCCUGGAGGGAAGGCAGUGUGCCCCCUGUGAUGCGUUGGGCAGACCCCACCACCCUAUGGAGAGCGCUGCGGUUGCGGACGGUGCAGUUGCCGUACCAGGUGGUGAUGCAGCCCGGCAUGAUGCUCUCAAUUGUACAUCUGUAAAAGUUUGUGAGGGGGUUAGGCGGCAAUCCAAAUUUCUUCAGCCUCCUGAGGUUGAAGAGACGCUGUUGCGCCUUCUUCACCACACUGUCUGUGUGGGUGGACCAUUUCAGUUUGUCAGUGAUGUGUACGCCGAGGAUCUUGAAGCUUUCCACCUUCUCCACUGUGGUCCCGUCGAUGUGGAUAGGGGGGUGUUCACGAUCAUCUCCUUUGUUUUGUUGACGUUGCGUGAGAGGUUAUUUUCCUGGCACCACACUCCCAGAGCCCUCACCUCCUCCCUGUAGGCUGUCUCGUCAUUGUUUGUAAUCAAGCCUACGACUGUUGUCGUCUGCAAACCUGAUGAUUGAGUUGGAGGCGUGCUUGGCUACGCAGUCAUGGGUGAACAGGGAGUACAGGAGGGGGCUGAGGAUUCACCCUUGUGGGGCCCCUGUGUUGAGGAUCAGCGAAGUGGAAGUGUUUUUUCCUACCUCACCACCUGGGGGCAGCCCGUCAGGAAGUCCAGGACCCAGUUGCACAGGGCGAGGUUCAGACCCAGGGCCUCAAGCUUAAUGAUGAGCUUGGAGGGUAUUAUGGUGUUGAAUGUUGAGCUAUAGUCAAUUAACAGCAUUCUUACAUAGGUAUUCCUCUUGUCCAGAUGGUGUAGGGCAGUGUGAUGGCGAUUGCAUCGUCUGUGUAUCUAUUGGGGCGGUAAGCAAAUUGAAGUGGGUCUAGGGUGGCAGGUAAGGUAGAGGUGAUAUGAUCCUUGACUAGUCUCUCAAAGCAUUUCAUGAUGACAGAAGUGAGUGCUACGGGGCGAUAGUCAUUUAGUUCAGUUACCUUUGCUUUCUUGGAGACAGGGACAAUGGUGGCCAUCUUGAAGCAUGUGGGGACAGCAGACUGGGAUAGGGAGAGAUUGAAUAUGUCCGUAAACACACCAUCCGGCUGGUCUGCGCAUGCUCUGAGGACGCGGCUAGGGAUGCCACCUGGGCCGGCAGCCUUGCAAGGGGUAACACGCUUAAAUGUCUUACUCACGUCGGUCACGGAAAAGGAGAGCCCACAGUCCUUGGUAGCGGGCCGCGUCGGUGGCACUGUAUCCUCAAAGCGGGUGAAGGAGUUUAGCUUGUCCAGAAGCAAGACGUCAUGUCUGCGACGUGGCUGGUUUUGCUUUUGUAGUCCGUGAUUGUCUGUAGACCCUGCCACAUACGUCUUGUGUCUGAACCGUUGAUUUGCGACUCCACUUUGUCUCUGUACUGACGUUUUGCAUGUUUGAUUGCCUUGUGGAGGGAAUAACUACGCUGUUUGUAUUCUGCCAUAUUCCCAGUCACCUUGCCAUGGUUAAAUGCAGUGAUUCGCGCUUUCAGUUUUGCAUGAAUGCUGCCAUCUAUCCACGGUUUCUGGUUAGGGUAGGUUUUAAUAGUCACAGUGGGUACAACAUCUCCUAUACACUUCCUGAUAAACUCAGUCACCGUAUCAGUAUAUACUUCAAUAUUAUUCUCUGAAGCUACCCGGAUCAUAUCCCAGUCCGUGUGAUCAAUACAAUCUUGAAGCGUGGAUUCCGAUCAGUCAGACCAGCGUUGAAUAGUCCUUAGCAUGGUUACUUCCUGUUCGAGUUUCUGCCUAUAGGAAGGUAGGAGAAAAAUGCAGUCAUGGUCAGAUUUUCCGAAAGGAGGGCGGUGAUGGGCCUUGUUUGCAUCACGGAAGUUGGAGUAGCAGUGGUCGAGUGUUUUAGCAGCACGAGUACUACAGUCGAUGUGUUGAUAGAACUUGUGCAAUCUUUUCCUCAAAUUUGCUUUGUUAAAAUCCCCAGCUACAAUAAAUGCAGCCUCAGGAUAUGUGGUUUCCAGUUUGCAUAGAGUCCAGUGAAGUUCUUUGAGGGCCGUCGUCGUAUCGGCUUGAGGGGGGAUAUACACGGCCGUGACUAUAACUUAAGAAAAUUAUCUUGGGAGAUGUUAUGGUCGGCAUUUGAUUGAGGUAUUCUAUGUCGGGUGAACAAAAGGACUUGAGUUCCUGUAUGUUAUCACAAUUACACCAUGAGUUGGUAAUCUUAAAACAUACACCUCUGCCCUUCUGCUUCCCGGAGAGAUAUUUAUUCCUGUCUACGCGAUUAACUGAGAACCGAACUGGCUGGACCGACUCGGACAGUAUAUCCCGAGAGAGCCAUGUUUCCGUGAAACCGAGAAUGUUACAAUCUCUGAUGUCUCUCUGGAAAGGAACCCUCGCCCUGAGCUCAUCAACUUUAUUAUCCAGAGACUGAACAUUAGCGAGUAAUAUACUUGCCUCCUAAGUUGGACAAGAAGGCCGCUCCAAGUACCUCUCCUCUGGCGUUGUUUUGGGUCGGCCUCUGGAAUCAGUUCAAUUGCCCUGGGGGGUGCGAACAAAGGAUCCGCUUCAGGAACGUCGUAUUCCUGGUCGUAGUGCUGGUGAGUUACCGCCGCUUUGAUAUCCAAUAGAUAUUCCCGGCUGUAUGUAAUAACACAAACAAUUUUCUGGGCUAAAAACGUAAGAAAUAAUACAUAAAAAAAUAAAACACUGCAAAGUUUCCUAAGAGCUAGAAGCAAGGCAGCCCUCUCUGUCGGCGCCAUUUUAAGAAGUUGUGACUGCUUCACAACAUAAAUGAAGGUUGGGUUUGUUUCAGUCCUGCCCACAGCUGGCAGCACACAAGUGAUCAUCAAUUCAGAGUGCAGCUGCACACGACCCAAUCGUAAUACCUGUGGUAAAUUUUAGUUGACUUUGGAUAUCCUUAUGGGGCUAGUUAGGAACCAUUGGCAAAUUACACAAUGUACAUGGGACAAUGUGUUAACUAUAAAUUGUAGAAAUUCCUAUACAAAUAUUAAAAGCAUUGAAUGAGAACUAAAAGCUGUGCAACAUGAAAAGAUUGUCUCAUAUACAUUGUGUAAUUUAUUGACAGUCCCUAACUAGCCCCGGAGAUGGGCUAUCCAGAGUUAAAUGAAUUUUGCCACGGUCGCACACCAGCCAGCUGAAGCUAAUUGUCUAAAUAAUUUAGCUAACUCAUCCCACCUACGAACACACACACGAGCCACACACAUCAAACCACACCCUGAAACCAACUCACGUUUGAAUUCAGUCAUGGCCACAAGCAUUUCUUAAUUAACCAAAUCUAAAACGAGGCCAAAUCAUGAUCCUUUAAUCACAUCUCAAUUUUUUCAACCAAAGUCUGUUUCCACUCACAUUCCUUUGAGCUCACGCGCUCUGUGCUCUCGACAGAGCCUUUCUUGUGGUGCGGAAACCAUCCUUUAUGCGUGCAUCUUUCAGCCACAAAUUUAAGGAAAACUUACAGAAAGUUAAACCAUAAACACUUUUUCAUGCAUUUCUUUAGAACACAGCAAAAACGUUUUUUGCACAGAUGUAGCUAGCCAGUUAUGCUAGCUAGCGAACUAAAUGAGAUUGUUUAGAAUGCUAUGGCUGAUUGCCUCUAGAUUCAAUACUAAUUUCCCACAAUGAUUUGAAUCAAAACAGAACUUCAAUUCCAUUUAGCUUGUUGUGGUUCUCAGGUCAAAAGAUUUAAGCAAAUUAUCCUAAUUCUAGUACAGUAGCAGCUUGUGACUAGUUCAUGUUUGGCAUGGAUAAUAAGUAGCCUAGGCUAGAUCUAAUAGCUGUAUGAUGUUUUACAUGAACUUUUAUAUCAAACCUGCGGCGACUUCAACAAUUUCAGUUGAAUGAACAUUCAAAAAUUUUACAUUGAAACAUUAAACAUGUACUUUUUGUAAGGAUUACUGUGACUUUUUAGCGACAAUAUUCAAACUGAAAAUGACUUCGCUAUUCCUACUAAAUAUAGUAGAAAGUCUACAUGGCCAAUACAUUUUUUUGCGGCAGUUAAGACGCGAAACAGACAUUUACGUUCGCCGCACAAUACCUUCUCAGACUGUUAGCUAAUGUUAGCGAACGGUCGCUGCUAACACAAAACAAAUGGAAUAUGUUAACUAUUUCCCUUGUUGAACGCACUUCUGGCUGAGAUGUUAUUGUCUUAGAAAACAGUUUAUUUUGAGGUUCCGGUAAGGUUCUGUUGGCAUGCAAUGAAACGUAUGGCCUUUUCAUGGAUUUCUUUAGCAAAUUACUAUGAAUUAACAAACUAAUUUUCUAAAACUUCAUAAUACUAAACAUAAAAUACUUUCAGUAAGGUGUGGGACAUUCAUUGGUCAAUUACGCUCCAGCAGCUAGCAGGUCUAUUCCGCUCCAGCAGCUAGAAUUUGUCCGUCCACAAUUCAUCUGUGGGAACAUGGCGGCUAUCAAAACCAGACAACCGAAAAAGCUGCCGCUACUAUACGAGAGAUUGUUUGUGAGGAGAUUACCUCUGCCCUCGAUUUACAAGUAAUACCAGUAAAUUAAUCACUGGUAGUGCUCACUGCUAAAUUUGAUACCUAUUCAACCGAAGUGAAAAGUCUGGAGAAGACAGCCAAUGCGACAAAGGUGUGACUCCAUGACCUGAAAACAGCGCAAGCUAAGUUUGAAGAGAUAAUCAAACUCUUAAGAGAACUAGUUUUCGGUGGUACUUCAUGCUCUGGGCCCCAGUCUCACCACCCAAGGCUGGCUUUUUUUAAAAGAAGGUGGACACUAACAACACAAUACAAAUAACUGACCAGGCUCAAUGGCUUCAAGUGAUUCCUCUCAUCAAGACGAAUUCGACGAUGGAGCAUCUAUUAGCUACAUGGUGACGUUCAACCAUACGUUUCACCCGGGAAUAUAGCGAAGAGGACUCGAAACAAAGAGUUGGAUUUAGAUAACUUUAGAAGCUCAGCUACAGCCGAUGCCAACACCAAGAGGACAGGUGACAAAUACGGUGCCUAGCUAAGUAAGUAAUUUUUCCUGCAAGCCACCUAGCUAGCUAACUUUAGAAUUAUCUACUGAAACCUGUAUUGUGUAUUGCUGGUUAACAUACUAAUGUUUUACAGUGGGGGAAAUCAUUUAUAGCUUGUUAGGAAAUGUGUAACAUCAGCAACUACAAAUAAUUUUACUAGCUAGCUAUAUAAAAUAAUUGACGAGGGUUGACAUUGGUUAUGAUUAUGACCGUGGAUGCAUUUCAAUCUCACAAAAUUAUAGGCAUGAUGCAAGAUAGGAUUCCAAACAGAUUGUAUUGUAUAUCCAGCAAUAAUACAACAAUUUACUGUUUUGAAUCUCUAAUACUGAAGCUGGAUUUACUAUAAACAUAUUUGCUUAAGCAUGUCUGAUAGACAUGGCUGUAGGUAGAUACUGCCUGCCUACUUACCUAGGUACAUUUGAAUGGUCUGGUCACUGUGCAAAGAUUGAUGGUUAUGCCAUAUUUCUUUCUAUUAGGCUAGAUACUGUUGUAAAUUAUUAUUAUUAUAAAUGUAAUCUCUGUGCACAUGUAUGCAUGUUCAUCUAGUCUACCCUAAUGUUGAUGUUAUGCUGGCACAGUUCAACUGUCGUUCAAAAAAAAAAAAAAAAUAUAUAUAUAUAUAUAUAUAUAUAUAUAUAUAUUAUAUAUAUAUAUAUAUUAUAUAUACUGCUCAAAAAAAUAAAGGGAACACAAAAAUAACACAUCCUAGAUCUGAAUGAAUGAAAUAAUCUUAUUAAAUACUUUUUUCUUUACAUAGUUGAAUGUGCUGACAACCAAAAUCACACAAAAAUGAUCAAUGGAAAUCAAAUGUAUCAACCCAUGGUAGUCUGGAUUUGGAGUCACCCUCAAAAUUAAAGUGGAAAACCACACUACAGGCUGAUCCAACUUUGAUGUAAUGUCCUUAAAACAAGUCAAAAUGAGGCUCAGUAGUGUGUGUGGCCUCCACGUGCCUGUAUGACCUCCCUACAACGCCUGAGCAUGCUCCUGAUGAGUCUGUGGUGCAACGUGGCGUUGGUGGAUGGAGCGAGACAUGAUGUCCCAGAUGUGCUUAAUUGGAUUCAGGUCUGGGGAACGGGCGGGCCAGUCCAUAGCAUCAAUGCCUUCCUCUUGCAGGAACUGCUGACACACUCCAGCCACAUGAGGUCUAGCAUUGUCUUGCAUUAGGAGGAACCCAGGGCCAACCGCACCAGCAUAUGGUCUCACAAGGGGUCUGAGAAUCUCAUCUCGGUACCUAAUGGCAGUCAGGCUACCUCUGGCGAGCACAUGGAGGGCUCUGCGGCCCCCCAAAGAAAUGCCAACCCACACCAUGACUGACCCACCGCCAAACCGGUCAUGCUGGAGGAUGUUGCAGGCAGCAGAAUGUUCUCCACGGCAUCUCCAGACUCUGUCACGUCUGUCACGUGCUCAGUGUGAACCUGCUUUCAUCUGUGAAGAGCAUAGGGCGCCAGUGGCGAAUUUGCCAAUCUUGGUGUUCUCUGGCAAAUGCCAAACGUCCUGCACAGUGUUGGGAUGUAAGCACAACCCCCACCUGUGGACGUCGGGCCCUCAUACCACCCUCAUGGAGUCUCUGUUUCUGACCGUUUGAGCAGACACAUGCACAUUUGUGGCCUGCUGGAGGUCAUUUUGCAGGGCUCUGGCAGUGGUCCUCCUGCUCCUCCUUGCACAAAGGCGGAGGUAGCAGUCCUGCUGCUGGGUUGUUGCCCUCCUACGGCCUCCUCCAUGUCUCCUGAUGUACUGGCCUGUCUCCUGGUAGCGCCUCCAUGCUCUGGACACUACGCUGACAGACACAGCAAACCUUCUUGCCACAGCUCGCAUUGAUGUGCCAUCCUGGAUGAGCUGCACUACCUGAGCCACUUGUGUGGGUUGUAGACUCCGUCUCAUGCUACCACUAGAGUGAAAGCACCGGCAGCAUUCAAAAGUGACCAAAACAUCAGCCAGGAAGCAAAGGAACUGAGAAGUGGUCUGUGGUCACCACCUGCAGAACCACUUCUUUAUUGGGGGUGUCUUGCUAAUUGCCUAUAAUUUCCACCUGUUGUCUAUUCCAUUUGCACAACAGCAUGUGAAAUGUAUUGUCAAUCAGUGUUGCUCCCUAAGUGGACAGUUUAGAAAAUGCUCCGUUAUUAACAUAAAUACUUUUUUUGCUCCAUGAAGUAAUCCAACAAUGUGUACGCCACCAUCUUUUGUAUUUCAAACAAAGGGUAUAUAACAAAGUAUUGAGAAACUUUUGUUAUUGACCAAAUACUUAUUUUCCACCAUAAUUUGCAAAUAAGUUCAUAAAAAAUCCUACAAUGUGAUUUUCUGGAUUUCUUUUCCUCAAUUUGUCUGUCAUAGUUGACGUGUACCUAUGAUGAAAAUUACAGGCCUCUCUCAUCUUUUUAAGUGGGAGAACUUGCACAAUUGGUGGCUGACAAUACUUUUUUUCCCCCACUGUAAAUGUGCGAAGCCUGAUGUCUAAACUGGACUUUCUGGAUGUCUGGGUGCAUGACACUAGGCCAGACCUUCUGGUUAUCUCAGAGACCUAGCUGAAUAAUUCAGGACGUUGCCAUUGCGGACUACAACAUUUUCAGAUGGGAUGGAAUAAAAAGGGGGGAGGGGUGGCUAAUGCUCUCUUAGCAUCUCUGUCCCCAAAAUAUGUGAGCUGUUGGUUAUAAAAGUGGCAUAAGCCCAAAAAAAACUAACAAACUCCUCAUUGAUUGACCUUAACCUGACUAACUGUCGCCAUAAGUACUGUUCCCAUUUUGAACCAUUUCAUAUGUCUGAAGGUACAAACUGCCUUCCCGGUGGUCCCAUGGCGAGCAAAUCAAGUGCACUGUACUAUAGGCCUACCACUGGCCAAUCGGAUGGCUCAGAUUACCAUGUCUGCAGUAAUUUAGCAGGCGUGAAAGAAAGCUACAGCAAAGUUCAGAUUUCUAAACUUUUAAAACCAUGACUAUAGAGAAACUGUCAACAAAGAGCUGCUGUUUUUAUGAGUGAGUUCAUGUUUUUACUAAGCACUAUCAACACUUUCUAUUUAAUGCUUUUAUAAGCCAUAAAAUGUGCGUUCUCCCUACUUGGACUCGCGCUUCAACCAGCACUGCAGCUGCAAUUAAUGAGUAUGAAAGUGAAUCGAUGGGCUUGUAUUGUUGUUAUUAGCAGCUUGGGUAAUUUUUUAUAUCGAGGAAUAUUUCACUUUCUCUGGUCAUAGGAGUAACCACAUUUAAUUUGUGCAUGAGGCAGAAAUAAUGUGGUGUGACUUGAGUUUCGCCUUCAGCUGGAAGACGGUGUCCCUUUUUUGGUCAGUGUCAGUGGAGGAAAGGGAGAUCGGAGGGACGUUGAGAGACGGACCCUCUGCUGCCCUCCUUCUGUUGAGACUGACCAUCAGAUGCAGGCUCCAUCAGCCCAGUAAAAAAAAAACAAAGCAGAUUAUUAAAAUGUAUGCUCACUCAACUUUGCCGCACAAGUAAUAUAACAACUGAUCUGUUACCGGUGUGAUCAUAUAGCCUACCUCAAAUGUUGAAAUAUAUAUAUUUUUAAUGGUCUAAAAAGAACAACAAUGCAUUGACAGGCAAUUCAAGCAAAACCAAUAUGCAGUGAUAAUGUUUUGGGCCUAUAGCCUACUGCACAAACCUCAUUACUGUUGUUAAAGGGUUAAUGUUGCAUAGGCUUAUGUUUUUUAAGUCGUAAAAUAUAAAUGAACGGUAGAUCUCGGCGUGUAUUUUGACUCAAAGUGAUCUCGACUCAAAAAAGGUUGGAGACCACUGCUGUAGGCCAUGUCAUUCUGUUGAAUAAGCUGUCCUCGAUAGGGUUGGGUACUGAUGCUUGCUGAUUGUUUCAUAAUUAAAUCAGGCCAUCAAGGUAGAUGGGGUCAAAUCUGAGUUCCCUGAAUUACGUAAAGGGGUGCCCCAAUGUUCGAUACUCGGCCCACUACUGUUUACAAUACAGUGCCUUCGGAAAGUAUUCAGACCCCUUGACUUUUUCCACAUUUUGUUACUUUACAGCCUUAUUCUAAAAUGUAGCAAUCUACACACUAUUGUAGAUAUUGUAGAUAAUAACCCCAUAAGUGAAAACAGGUUUUUAGACAUUUUUGCAAAUGUAUUAAAAAUAAAAAAAGAUACCUUAUUUACAUAAGUAUUCAGACCCUUUGCUAUGAGACUCGAAAUUGAGCUCAGGUGCAUCCUGUUUCCAUUGAUCAUCCUUCAGAUGUUUCUACAACUUGAUUGGAGUUUACCUGGGGUAAAUUUGAUUGAUUGGACAUGAUUUGGAAAGGCACACACCUGUCUAUAUAAGGUCCCACAGUUAACAGUACAUGUCAGAGCAAAAACCAAGCCAUGAGGUCAAAUGAAUUGUCCGUAGAGCUCCGAGACAAGAUUUUGUCGAGGCACAGAUCUGGAGAAGGCUACCAAAAACAUUCUGCCCCAUGGAAGGUCCCCAAGAACACAAUGGCCUCCAUUAUUCUUAGAUGGAAGAAGUUUGGAUCCACCAAGACUCUUCCUAGAGAUGGCUGCCCUGCCAAACUGAGCAAUCAGGGGAGAAGGGCCUUGGUCAGGGAGGUGACCAAGAACCCAACGGUCACUCUGACAGAGCUCCAGAGUUCCUCUGUAGAAGGACAACCAUCUCAGCAGCACUCCACCAAUCCUGCCUUUAUGGUAGAGUGCCAGACGGAAGCCACCCCUCAGUAAAAGGCACAUGACAGCCCGCUUGGAGUUUGCCAAAAGGCACAAGAUUAUCCGGGCUGAUGAAACCAAGAUUGAACUCUUUGGCCUGAAUGCCAAGCUUCACGUCACUAGGAAACCUGGCACCAUCCCUACGGUGAAGCAUGGUGGUGGCAACAUCAUGCUGUGGGGAUGUAUUUCAGCGGCAGAGACGAACGAAGCAAAGUACAGAGAGAUCCUUGAUGAAAACCUGCUCCAGAGCUCUCAGGACCUCAGACUGGGGCGAACGUUCACCUUCCAACAGGACAAUGACCCUAAGCACACAGCAAAGACAACGCAGGAGUGGCUUCGGGACAGGUCUCUGAAUGUCCUUGAGUGGCCCAGCUAGACCCCGGACUUGAACCCAAUCUAUCAUCUCUGGAGAGACCUGAAAAUAGGUGUGCAGCAACGCUCCCCAUCCAUCCUGACAGAGCUUGAUAGGAUCUGCAGAGAGGAAUGGAAGAAACUUCCCAAAUACAGGUGUGCCAAACUUGUAGCGUCAUACCCAAGAAGACUUGUGGUUGUAAUCGCUGCCAAAGGUGCUUUAACACAGAUGUUAAAGCAUCCUCGGUUGAUAAGCAACCUUGGAUGUUUAAGGGGGGGGGGGAUAGAUGUUGGGCUGGGGGAAAUGGGAUGGCGAGUUGGGGGUUGUAGGCCCACCUCUUUUUGUUUCUUUCCUUUACAAAAUUCUGGGUAUGUAUCAAUAUGAUCAUUUCUCUGUAUGUGUUUUUCUAUAGAAUUUUUCUUUGAGUGGCAGCCUACGGGUACACGUGGUAUAAACUGUGUAAAUUGAUAUGAAUAUUGUACCUGGAACACCCCUAACAUAAAAUGACAAAGCAAAUAAAACGGUUUGUUUUUUCUUCCCCUAUAAUCAAAAUGUUAUACCUAAUUAGGGUCAAAUUUGAACAAUUGCAAAAAUUACGAUUAAUCUUAGUUAAGUACAGAACCAUACGGUUAACUCGAUUCAUUCUUUAAAUCAUUUGACAGCCUUUAUUUUAACAGCUUAAGGCAAUCUGCACCAUUUCCCUACGUUCACUUUUGUGUGUGCUUUCUCUAGGCUGAGAAAAACAGGGCUGCUGCCAUGGCCAACAACCUGCAGAAGGGAAACGCUGGCCCGAUGAGACUCUACGUCGGAUCCUUACACUUUAACAUCACAGAGGAGAUGCUGCGAGGAAUCUUUGAGCCUUUUGGAAAGGUGAGAGGCGUUGUACAAUGUACCAUGGGCGGCGCAUGAGUUUAAAGUUUGGGGAAGCUGUUUUUUCACACCACAAAAAUCAACUUUCUAAUAAAGCAUUGCAUGCAUCCAUCACAUUUGCAGACUAACAUAAGGUAAAAUGCAUAAUGUGAUGAGUAGAUUUGUUAACCGUAGGCCAAGCCAUUGUUAUAUGUGUAUAUAUAACUCAAUCAAUGUUUGCAAAAAUAACCGUUCUGAACAGAAUGCAGAUGAGCGCGUGCAGGGGUUAAAAUUCUCGUUCCCUGCGAUGGAUUUCCGUCAUGAGAGGUCGUUUUUGAGAUCAGUGUAGAUCUGCAAUAAAAGUCUCCGGGGGGUGGUUUGGAGAUGACAUAACCUAAUCCAGAAGCAUGUCUGUUCUACAAAAUACACUGCUCAAAAAAAUUAAGGGAACACUAAAAUAACACAUCCUAGAUCUGAAUGAAUGAAAUAAUCUUAUUAAAUACUUAUUUAUUUACAUAGUUGAAUGUGCUGACAACAAUAUCACACAUAAAUUAUCAAUGGAAAUCAAAUGUAUCAACCCAUGGAGGUCUGGAUUUGGAGUCACCCUCAAAAUUAAAGUGGAAAACCACACUACAGGCUGAUCCAACUUUGUCCUUAAAACAAGUCAAAAUGAGGCUCAGUAGUGUGUGUGGCCUCCACGUGCCUGUAUGACCUCCCUACAACGCCUGGGUGGCGGAUGGUCUCCUGAGGGAUCUCCUCCCAGACCUGGACUAAAGCAUCUGCCAACUCCUGGACAGUCUGUGGUGCAACGUGGCGUUGGUGGAUGGAGCGAGACAUGAUGUCCCAGAUGUGCUCAAUUGGAUUCAGGUCUGGGGAACGGGCGGGCCAGUCCAUAGCAUCAAUGCCUUCCUCUUGCAGGAACUGCUAACACACUCCAGCCACAUGAGGUCUAGCAUUGUCUUGCAUUAGGAGGAACCCAGGGCCAACUGCACCAGCAUAUGGUCUCACAAGGGAUCUGAGGAUCUCAUCUCGGUACCUAAUGGCAGUCAGGCUACCUCUGGCGAGCACAUGGAGGGCUGUGCGGCCCCCCAAAGAAAUGCCACCCCACACCAUGACUGACCCACCGCCAAACCGGUCAUGCUGGAGGAUGUUGCAGGCAGCAGAACGUUCUCCACGGCGUCUCCAGACUCUGUCACGUCUGUCACGUGCUCAGUGUGAACCUGCUUUCAUCUGUGAAGAGCACAGGGCGCCAGUGGCGAAUUUGCCAAUCUUGGUGUUCUCUGGCAAAUGCCAAACGUCCUGCACGGUGUUGGGCUGUAAGCACAACCCCCACCUUUGGACGUCGGGCCCUCAUACCACCCUCAUGGAGUCUGUUUCUGACCGUUUGAGCAGACACAUGCACAUUUGUGGCCUGCUGGAGGUCAUUUUGCAGGGCUCUGGCAGUGCUCCUCCUGCUCCUCCUUGCACGAAGGCGGAGGUAGCGGUCCUGCUGCUGGGUUGUUGCCCUCCUACGCCCUCCUCCACGUCUCCUGAUGUACUGGCCUGUCUCCUGGUAGCACCUCCAUGCUCUGGACACUACGCUGACAGACACCGCAAACCUUCUUGCCACAGCUCGCAUUGAUGUGCCAUCCUGGAUGAGCUGCACAACCUGAGCCACUUGUGUGGGUUGUAGACUCCAUCUCAUGCUACCACUAGAGGGAAAGCACUGCCAGCAUUCAAAAGUGACCAAAACAUCAGCCAGGAAGCAUAGGAACUGAGAAGUGGUCUGUGGUCACCACCUGCAGAACCACUUUUUUAUUGGGGGUGUCUUGUUAAUUGCCUAUAAUUUCCACUUGUUGUCUAUUCCAUUUGCACAACAGCAUGUGACAUGUUUUGUCAAUCAGUGUUAAUUCGUAAGUGGACAGUUUGAUUUCACAGAAGUGUGAUUGGAGUUACAUUUUGUUGUUUAAGUAUUCCCUUUAUUUUUUUGAGCAGUGUAUAUUCCCCAAUAUGUUAUUUUCUCUGUUAAGCUGUGGGCACUGAACUGACAUGCAUGAUUGUUACUGAAGACAGGAAUGAAAUAGUGUAUAAAGCGGUGCUCAACUCCCAACAGCUGUGUGUAACCUACUGUAGCUGCUGGCAAAGUCAUUCAAAGCCUCUACUUUUAGCGUUCAGGUCAGGAUUUAACUUUCCAGUGCUACUAUUUUUGCCAUAUGUUGUUAUUAAAACAAAAUCUGACAACUCCAUAGUAGAAUAGUUUACCUAUUUACCUAGAAGUCUUUGUUGUGUGUUCUGUGAGAAAUAUUCCUCUCGAGGCGCAUUCAAGUUGCGAUAGGGAGGCAAACCUGCGUUCUAAAAUAAUAAAAAAUAAUAAAAAAAUAAUAUGCCAUUUAGCAGACGCUUUUAUCCAAAGCGACUUACAGUCAUGCGUGCAUACAUUUUUUUGUGUAUGGGUGGUCCCGGGGAUCGAACCCACUACCUUGGCGUUACAAGCGCCGUGCUCUACCAGCUGAGCUACAGAGGACCACCAGUCAAUUCUUAAUGCAAUCACAUUUUUGGCAAAUGUGUUUUGAAAGCAGUUUUGGCCUUUGUUAAAAAAGAGUGGGGUCCCAGUUUUCCAUUGCUACAAUGUUAUUGCUUUACUCCUUCAAUUGCGCCAGUGGCAUCGUUUUACAAAUUCAGUUACAACUCGAGAUUCAAGCAUGGUUUAGCUGCACAACAUUAGUGAACGAACGGCUCUUUUGGUGAACGUCGGGAACCGAAUUGCGUAUGUGAAAGAGCUGUACUUUUUUGGCUCCCUGAUUUGCAUACUUUUACUAUUGCUUUUUGAGCUCCAGACAUCCAAUUAUCUGCAGGUAAAUUAUAAAAGCAUUCUCUGAAGAUGGUAAUUCCUCAGUGCAGGAACAAUGUAGUGAGAGAGCCUCAUUCUGAUCCAUGCUAAUUUAUUCAGUGUGUACAUUUAUUUAUUUUUUGGCAGAAGAUUUUGGUCAGGUAAAACUGUAUUUGAACUCACAUUUCACAAUCUGACAAUGAUAUGCAAUGUUUUAGGCUUGGAAUUAUUGAUUUACUAUUUUUACUGAACGAAGAGCCCGUUUGUGAGCCAAAUGAACAGCUCUUUUAGGUGAACGGAGCCAAAUGAUCCGGCUCACAGAAAAUAAUUGGAAUGCCCAUCACUACGCAACAGAGCUCAAAGGGGAAAAUGGUGUCUUAAGGGCAAUGACGUACUUAGUAAUAAACCCCCCCCAAAAAAAUUCUAGUGAAUAAUUAAUUAUAUAUUUAUAAUAAAAUAAUAAUAACAAUCAUGAUGUUGUGUCCAAUGGGGUAGAUGCAGAUGGACAAACACCAUGCUUCAGCGUAUGUACAUUUUAUAGCCACUAUGCUGCAUCAGUUGGUCUACAGGGAAUAAUGUUUAUUGCUAAUAGCACAUCUGAUAAUUGACCAUGCAUAGGCUAUAUGCAUGCUCCAAUAUGUAAAAAUAAUUUGUAGAGGUCGAAAUUAUAUUUUAAAUGGUGUCAUCAUCAUUUUAUUUUCAUUAAUUUUGGUGUAGAAUGUCCUGAGGUUCUCAGUCUUUCUAUAUAAAAAUGAUCCCGGGUAGGAUCACAGCUGCAAGCUAAGCUAAGCAAGGGGACUGGAAUUGGCCAAACUUGCAGUUUAAUACAUGUACAAAAUGAUCAUCUUUCCCUAAAAGUAUGAUGGUCAUCAUGACUUUCUUACAUGAAAUGAAAGGCAAACUUUUUUUCUUUUUUUUUUUACCCCUGCUCUGCGUGUUGCAUAGAGCAGACCUAGAGCUGAGCAGAAGCGUUGAUUAGGAUAUGCAUGCAGGGUCUGGGAAAAAAAUAUAUUAACCCAUUUCAUCCAAUUCUAUGUCAUUUCACAUGACUGGAGACAUUAGCAUCUUUUUAAUACCACAAAAUGACCGAAAAGACAGGCUACCCGACAAACUGAGAUCAAUAAAAACGACCUUGUCUUGAAUGCAACCAAUAGCCUAGGCUCUACAAAAAGAGGGGGGAGACAGAUUGUAGGUCUACAAUAUAUCAGUGCUAUGUAGACUUUAAUCUGUUAUCCAUUUCCUUCCUCCAGAUUGAGAGUAUUCAGCUCAUGAUGGAUAGUGAGACGAGCAGAUCCAAAGGAUAUGGCUUCAUCACUGUAAGUAUCACACUCAAUCCAGUCAAUGGAGGCACACAAUACUACGAUUAUUGGGAAUACUCAGAUUAAUAAAAUGGUUUGAUUAAAACGUUUACAUGCUUUGCAAAUAGAACAAUUUCCCUUACAAUCCAGUUUACAUGGACAUAUAUUAUAAUCUAUCACAGCGACCAUAUUAUUUAUGGCUGGGAAUUCUCAGGGAACUCAUGAUACGAUAUUAUGACGAUACUUAGGUACCGAUACGAUAUCUAUUGCAAUUCUAAAUGUAUUGUGAUUCUAUAUGUACACAAAAGUAUGUGGACACCCCUUCAAAUUAGUGGAUUCGGCUAUUUGAGCCACACUCGUUGCUGACGGGUGUAUAAAAUCGAGCACACAGCCAUGCAAUCUCCAUAGACAAGCAUUGGCAGUAGAAUGGCCGUACUGAAGAGAUCAGUGACUUUCAACGUGGCACCGUCAUAGGAUGCCACCUUUCCAACAAGUCAGUUUGUCAAAUUUCUGCCCUGCUAGAGCUGCCCCGGUCAACUGUAAGUACUGUUAUUCUGAAGUAUAAACAUCUAGGAGCAACAACGGCUCAGCCGCGAAGUGGUAGGCCACACAAGCUCACAGAACAGGAGUGCUGAAGCGCGUAGCGCAUCAAAUCGUCUGUCCUCGGUUGCAACACUCACUACCGAGUUCCAAACUGCCUCUGGAAGCAACGUCAGCAAAAUAACUGUUCGUCGGGAGCUUCAUGAACUGGGUUUCCAUGGCCGAGCAGCUGCACACAAGCCUAAGAUCACCAUGCGCAAUGCCAAGCGUUGGCUGGAGUGGUGUAAAGCUCGCCGCCAUUGGACUAUGGAGCAGUGGAAACACGUUCUCUGGAGUGAUGAAUCACUCUUCACCAUCUGGCAGUCCGACGGACUAAUCUGGGUGUGGCGGAUGCCAGGAGAACGCUACCUGCCUGAAUGCAUAGUGCCAACUGUAAAGUUUGGUGGAGGGGGAAUAAUGGUCUGGGGCUGAUUUUCAUGGUUCUGUAUAGUUCGGGCUAGGGAAAUCUUUACGCUACAGCAUUCAAAUGACAUUCUAGACGAUUCUGUGCCAACUUUGUGGCAACAGUUUGGGGAAGGCCUGUUCCUGUUUCAGCUUGACAAUGCCCCUGUGCACAAAGCGAGGUCCAUACAGAACUGGCCUGCACAGAGCCCUGACCUCAACCCCAUUGAACACCUUUGGAAUGAAUUGGAAUGCCGACUGCGAGCCAGGCCUAAUCGCCCAACAUCAGUGACCGACCUCACUAAUGCUCUUGUGGCUGAAUGGAAGCAAGUCCCCGCAGCAAUGUUCCAACAUCUAGUGGAAAGCCUUCCCAGAAGAGUGGAGGCUGUUAUAGCAGCAAAGGGGUGGGACCAACUCCAUAUUAAUGCCCAUGAUUUUGGAAUGAGAUGUGCGACGAGCAGGUGUCCAAUCUACUUUUGUAAUGGCUUGUAUCACGAUAUGAUAUGUAUUGCAAUUCAAUAGUGCAAUUUUAUUGCGAUUCGAUGUUCCAAACAUAUUGCUAGUUUGUUGCUCUCAUUGCGGUAAAACCAUGUGCCAUCAUUAUGAGCACGACAACAUUGAAUGUUGGGUUCAACUUGGCUUUCCAUAGAAUGCGUUCUAUUAUAACAUGAUUAGUUACUGCUACAAGUGUUUGUGUCUGGAGCAUCUUCCAGUAUAAAAAAAGCCAAGAAUGCAUGCAGUCUAUUUUUAGAGCCCACAUUAUUCCGACAUAUUUUAGAAUGUAAUAUUAAUGUGAAUGUCAAUGCAUAAUGCCUUUGGGAAGACCUAUUAAAAAAUGCAUUAUUCUUAUUGGUGAUGCAUGCAUUUUUGGGGGAGUUCUUCUAUAUUACUACAAUUUAAAUAUAAAAUGUAGGUCCUUAAAAAUGACAAUUAAGUGCUUGAGAAAGUCCUUGAAUUUGACUCUCCAAUGUCUUUAUGAACCCUGAUGAGUGUGCAUGUAAACAUAGUCAAUUAAAUGGCAUGCGUUUCCUCGCCAGUUCUCGGACACAGAGUGUGCCAAGAAGGCUCUGGAUCAGUUGAACGGUUUUGAGCUGGCCGGCCGGCCGAUGAAGGUGGGCCAUGUGACUGAGCGCACAGACGCCUCCACCGCCAGCUCCUUCCUGGACAGCGAUGAGCUGGAGAGGACGGGCAUCGACCUGGGCACCACCGGGCGCCUGCAACUCAUGGCCCGGCUGGCUGAAGGUAAAGCCAGAGAGAGCCCAGGGCCUGUAUUCACAAAUAAUUUUGAGAAGUCAUGUUUGGGAUGGUUAGACAUUUACAGAAUGGGGAUCUGCAAGGAAAUUGCGGAGGGUUAUGCUUGAGUCGGGGAGGGUUUAGUAUUUUUUUUAAAUCUAGACAUGGGGAGGGGUCAUGUAAUUGAAAUUUCAACAUUGCUCAGUGUUUUAGAAUUAGUUACUUAUUAGGCUGUUUAUCAAUGUGUGCCCUCAUCUCUGAUUCUGAGCUGGGCACGCAAUAUCAAGUGCGCCUAUAGGCUAUUUAGUGUGGUUUCAAUCAAAUAAUCCAUAGGCUAUACGAAGUGCAUGCUCAGAGAAGCAGAGAGCAAAGUUUUAUAUUUUGAAGAAAAUGUACUUCGUUGAGCCAUUUGCACUGCUGGGAUGGUGUAAAUAAAACUAGGCUGCAUUACACACUGCAAUUGAUAUUCCAACCCUGAGCCCGGACUGCUUUUUUUGUGCUGCCUAACAAAUGGCUGUGCAGUGUAGGCCUACAGUGGCAGUUCAGGAGGAGAGUCAAAGGCGUUUACCCUAAAAUAUUUUUUUAUUAGGCCUAGUCCAAAACAUUUAAUAUUGUGCUCUCGGACUCGCAUGUUCAGUUUGAGAAGGAGAGUGCGAAGAUGAGGAAGAGGACCGGAGGUCAAUUUUGAUAGCUUGUUACUACUAUAAUUGAUUUGAUAAAAACAAUGUUUCUUGCCCAUGGUGUAUUUAUCAGAGUUAUUGACCUCAAAAUAAGCCAGAUUCGAGUAACUUACAUUGUGGUGCUGAAACUUGAAGCGGCAGCGUGGUAAAAUCUAGCGGAAAUGGACAGCUCAUCAAAUCACAUUUUAUUGGUCACUUACACAUAUUUAGCAGAUGUUAUUGCAGGUGUAGGGAAAUGCUUGUGUUCCUAGCUCCAACAGUGCAGUAGUGUCUAACAAUUCACAACAAUACACACAAAUCUAAAAGUAAAAAAAUUGAAUUAAGAAAUAUAUAAAUAUUAGGAAGAGCAAUUUCGGAGUGUCAUUGACUAAAAUACAGUAGUAGGCCUGAUUACCAACAACAUAUACAGUGGGGGAGAAAAAGUAUUUAGUCAGCCACCAAUUGUGCAAGUUCUCCCACUUAAAAAGAUGAGAGAGGCCUGUAAUUUUCAUCAUAGGUACACGUCAACUAUGACAGACAAAUUGAGGAGAAAAAAAUCCAGAAAAUCACAUUGUAGGAUUUUUUAUGAAUUUAUUUGCAAAUUAUGGUGGAAAAUUAAGUAUUUGGUCAAUAACAAAAGUUUCUCAAUACUUUGUUAUAUACCCUUUGUUGGCAAUGACACAGGUCAAACGUUUUCUGUAAGUCUUCACAAGGUUUUCACACACUGUUGCUGGUAUUUUGGCCCAUUCCUCCAUGCAGAUCUCCUCUAGAGCAGUGAUGUUUUGGGGCUGUCGCUGGGCAACACAGACUUUCAACUCCCUCCAAAUAUUUUCUAUGGGGUUGAGAUCUGGAGACUGGCUAGGCCACUCCAGGACCUUGAAAUGCUUCUUACGAAGCCACUCCUUCGUUGCCCGGGCGGUGUGUUUGGGAUCAUUGUCAUGCUGAAAGACCCAGCCACGUUUCAUCUUCAAUGCCCUUGCUGAUGGAAGGAGGUUUUCACUCAAAAUCUCACGAUACAUGGCCCCAUUCAUUCUUUCCUUUACACGGAUCAGUCGUCCUGGUCCCUUUGCAGAAAAACAGCCCCAAAGCAUGAUGUUUCCACCCCCAUGCUUCACAGUAGGUAUGGUGUUCUUUGGAUGCAACUCAGCAUUCUUUGUCCUCCAAACACGACGAGUUGAGUUAUUACCAAAAAGUUAUAUUUUGGUUUCAUCUGACCAUAUGACAUUCUCCCAAUCCUCUUCUGGAUCAUCCAAAUGCACUCUAGCAAACUUCAGACGGGCCUGGACAUGUACUGGCUUAAGCAGGGGGACACGUCUGGCACUGCAGGAUUUGAGUCCCUGGUGGCGUAGUGUGUUACUGAUGGUAGGCUUUGUUACUUUGGUCCCAGCUCUCUGCAGGUCAUUCACUAGGUUCCCCCGUGUGGUUCUGGGAUUUCUGCUCACCGUUCUUGUGAUCAUUUUGACCCCACGGGGUGAGAUCUUGCGUGGAGCCCCAGAUCGAGGGAGAUUAUCAGUGGUCUUGUAUGUCUUCCAUUUCCUAAUAAUUGCUCCCACAGUUGAUUUCUUCAAACCAAGCUGCUUACCUAUUGCAGAUUCAGUCUUCCCAGCCUGGUGCAGAUCUACAAUUUUUUAGCCUCUUAAAGAAGAAGUUACAGGUCUGUGAGAACCAGAAAUCUUGCUUGUUUGUAGGUGACCAAAUACUUAUUUUCCACCAUAAUUUGCAAAUAAAAUCAUUAAAAAUCCUACAAUGUGAUUUUCUGGAUUUUUUUUCCUCAAUUUGUCUGUCAUAUUUGACGUGUACCUAUGAUGAAAAUUACAGGCCUCUCUCAUCUUUUUAAGUGGGAGAACUUGCACAAUUGGUGGCUGACUAAAUAAUUUUUUCCCCACUGUAUAACCCGGAUUGCCAUUGCAUUUCAUUUUUUACAAGCAAUUAUUAUUUUAGCAGACAAUUAUUGUGGUUCAUCCUAUAUUCUCCCUAACAUCCUUACCCCCUUGCAACAGAUGUGGGAUAAACACACACGCACAUACUCUAACACACUCAACCCCUUUCCUCCACAAACAACCAUAAAAUCAGAUGCUCAACGGUUAUUACAUCCCAGAGCCCAACUCAAGAAAGGACCUGAUUUACGAAUGCAUAUACAGUUACAGCUGUUUGAGAAAGCAUGCAAGAUUGAGCGAAAAUUGACCAAUGUGAGAUUUGAUUAAUCUAUUUAAUCUAUAAGUCCUAGGUGAUGGAGAUCAGAUCCACCCUCUUCACCUGAGACACAAACACCCCCGUUGUAACCAUUUUUCCCCAAGCAUCUCCGUGCAGUCAGACCUUUGAUUAUUUUGUGCCACAAUGAUAAGCCCCCUCUCUGAUUGUCCGAGUGUGACCCCCCUCCCCAUGGGUUACUGCAGCCAGUGUUGCCAGCACUGCCACUACCUGGGUGGGGGUACCCCACCGGAAUCCCCACCGGCUAGGUACAAGGUCGUCAAGGUUCAAAUUAGCAGCUUUGAGAAUUUCCUCUCCCAUCAGGGGGCUCUGGCUUUGUAGGACCAACCCUGCCAGGCAGGCUCAGAAUCUUGAGUGGGCGGUACUGCUCAAGUAGGUCUCUGACCACAUCUUGUUUUCAUGUUUUGGCUGCAUAUAGGCAACUCACAGCAGGUCAAUAAAAGAUGGGGACUUCUCUUUGGUGUAUGGGUCUCUCAGGUGGGUGUCUAGGAUAUAGGGUUAUGGAUCGUCCCAUCAUGAUAGGACAAAAAUAUAUAUAUUAGAUGUAUAGUGUGCUUCAAACUUUGUGGCAACAGUUUGGGGAAGGCCAGUUCCUGUUUCAACAUGACAAUACCUCUGUGCACAAUGCGAGGUCCAUACAGAAAUGGUUUGUCGAGAUUGGUGUGGAAGAACUUGACUGGCCUGCACAGAGCCUUGACCUCAACCCCAUCAAACACCUUUGGGAUGAAUUGGAAGGCCGACUGCGAGCCAGGCCUAAUUGUUCCAACAUCUGUGACCGACCUCACUAAUGCUCUUGUGGCUGAAUGGAAGCUAGUCUCCGCAGCAAUGUUCCAACAUCUAGUGGAAAGCUUUCCCAGAAGAGUGGAGGCUGUUAUAGCAGCAAAGGGGGGACCAACUCCAUAUCAGUGGUGGAAAAAGUACUCAAAUCUCAUACUUGAGUAAAAGUAAAGAUAACUUAAUAGAAAAUGACUCUAGUAAAAGUGAAAGUCACCUAGUAAAAUACUACUUGAGUAAAAGUAUUUGGUUUUAAAUAUACUUAUCAAAGUAAAUGUAGUUGCUAAAAUAUACCUAAGUAUCAAAAGAAAAAGGGAAAGUACAAAUAAUUCCUUAUAUUAAGCAAACCAGACGGCACAAUUUUCUUUUCUUUAUUAUUUACGAUAGCCAGGGUCACACUCCAACACAUUUGUGUUUAGUGAGUCCGCCAGAUCAGAGGCAGUAUGGAUGACCAGGGAAGUUCUAUUGAUAAUGUGCGAAUUGGACCAUUUUCUGUCCUGCUAAGCAUUAAAAAUGUAACGAGUACUUUUGGGUGUCAAGGAUAAUGUAAGGAGUAAAAAGUACAUCAUUUUCUUUAGGAAUGUAGUGAAGUAAAAGUUGUAGUACUUUUAAAGUAUUUUUACUUAAGUACUUUACACCACUGCUCCAUAUUAAUGCCCAUGAUUUUGGAAUGAGAUGUUCGAUGAUCAGGUGUCCGCAUACUUUUGGUAAUGUAGUGUAUAUUAGCUAGCUAUUUCUUUUCAGCAGAAAAUAAAUCUUGUCUUGAUCGGAUUUGAAUUGAGCUUGCUAGCCCUCUCCAGUUUGAAUGCAAAUGCAAUUCCGAGGUUCAGUACCGUAUUUUCCGCACUGUAAGGCGCACCGGAUUAUAAGGCGCACCUUCAAUGAAUGGCCUAUUUUAGAACUGUUUUCAUAUAUAGGGCGCACCGGAUUAUAAGGCGCAUAGAAUAGAAGAUACUGCAGUCAAACGUUUGACUGGGGUUGCGUUAUGCAUCCACUAGAUGGAGCUGUGCUAAAGAGAAUGUCAACAAAACAAUCAGAUAAAGUCCAACUUUAUUAAGCGUUCUGACAACAAUUUUGGGGUCUUUAUACACACACAAGUGGUGUGGGACUGUGAGUAAGCACAGUACCGGUGUUUACUGACUACGGUAGCCGUAAUGCUGCAAGCGGUGCGGCUUUGUAGUUUACUAGUCGUACUGAAACAUUUCAUUAUUAUUAAAUUGUUUUUAUUGGUUUUUCAUACUGAAACAUUUUGACAGAGCGCCUUGUACAACCAGUAUGGAUCAACCAAUUAACCAAUUGAUCCAUAUAUAAGGCGCUCCGGAUUAUAAGGCGCACUGUCGUUUUUUGAGAAAAUUAAAGGCUUUUAAGUGCGCCUUAUAGUGCGGAAAAUACGGUAAUUUUGGGCCGGUUUCUAAGGUUGUUUUCCGUUUUUGCCUUUUCCCAAUUUCUUAUGGUUUGAUUGUGCAGCUGCCAUAACUGUAAGCUAUACUCUAGUAAAAGCGAAGAGUCCUCUAUGGCCCAAAUAUAUGAAAUCGAGUCAUCUGAGCUCGUAGUGAAUAACUCAAUCAUUACGUUAUUCAGUAUGCGCAGCACUAAAUCUGGCGGGAAAACCGACCCGACAGGAAGAAUGAAUAGAGCGGUUUCCAGGCAGGCUGGUGGCGCAAAAUUAUCAUAGAUUAAACACAUUGCCAACUUAUUAGAGCUUUUGAACAUAAGAAAAUACUAAAAGCUACAUAAUGCAGCUUUAAGAACCAAAUCAUAAAGUGUGAACAAGGAUGAAUGUCGAGCCCAAUGUCUUCUGUCUUUCAGGCACGGGACUGCAGAUUCCCCCAGCAGCACAGCAAGCCCUGCAGAUGAGUGGGGCCAUUGCAAUUGGUGCCAUGGCCGCUGUAUCAGGUAAUAAAAGGAUGAUCAAUUGGACAAGCCUAUCUGACUGCCAUGAUUGGUUUUCUCUGAGCUAUUUGGAGAAGGCAGGUUUCAUCCAGCAUUGAUCAAAUCUGUUGGUUUGCAAGUAAGACCCAGAUUGGUUGAUAUGGUGCGAGGAGCUGGUCUGUUGUGAGACUCGUGUCAGAAUUGGGCUGGAUUGAACAUAAAUAAAUAAUAAUAAAGAUUAAUAAAUGUUACAUUUCUAGUACAUAGUUCAGUUAGUUUAAUGUGAUAUGAUUGAUUUUGACACUUACUUUUUAAACUUUUAGCUGCCAUGAAUCCUGCAAUGAAUAUGAACAAUAUGAACAGGAAUACAGCUAUGAACCUGCCAUCACAGCCACUUGCUACACACUGUUUCCAGCUGUCUAACAUGUUCAACCCUCAGUCGUAAGUAUUUAACAUUUAAUAAAGUUCUUCAAUGCAGCAUCUUUCUCUCCCAAGUGGGCCAGCUGAUGAAAGUACAGAAACUAUAGACUUGGACCUGAAGGUGUUAUUUGUUCCCAUAGACAGGUUCCUAAUCACUAGUCCUUUGUGGGUGAUAAUUUCCCAUCUGAUUUUACAGUGAAGAUGACCCAGGAUGGGAUGCUGACAUUCAGCAUGAUGUCAUUGAGGAAUGCAACAAACAUGGAGGAGUUGUGCACAUAUACGUUGAUAAGAAUUCCACAGAAGUAAGACUUUUAUAAGUGUAGUUGAAUGGUUUUGAAAUGGUCUUAAAUAGCACUCAUUAAAGUUAUUGUGUUUCUUUUUAGGGCAACGUGUAUGUGAAAUGUCCAACCAUUCCUGCUGCCAUGGCUGCAGUAAACGCAUUACAUGGUCGAUAUUUUGCAGGUAAGAGGAUUGGCUAAAGAAUGUGGUACUCAAUUAUGAAUUGUCAUUGAUGGAGUCAAUGACAAUUCAGUAGGGAGGGACAACAAGUAUUUGAUAGGGAGAACAAGUAUUUGAUACACUGCCGAUUUUGCAGGUUUUCCUACUUACAAAGCAUGUAGAGGUCUGUAAUUGUUAUCAUAGGUACAAUUCAACUGUGAGAGACAGAAUCUAAAACAAAAAUCCAGAAAAUCACAUUGUAUGAUUUUUAAGUAAUUAAUUUGCAUUUUAUUGCAUGACAUAAGUAUUUGAUCACCUACCAACCAGUAAGAAUUCCGGCUCUAACAGACCUGUUAGUUUUUCUUUAAGAAGCCCUCCUGUUCUCCACUCAUUACAUGUAUUAACUGCACCUGUUUGAACUCGUUACCUGUAUAAAAGACACCUGUCCACACACUCAAUCAAACAGACUCCAACCUCUCCACAAUGGCCAAGACCAGAGAGCUGUGUAAGGACAUCAGGGAUAAAACUGUAGACCUGCACAAGGCUGGGAUGGGCUACAGGACAAUAGGCAAGCAGCUUGGUGAGAAGGCAACAACUGUUGGCGCAAUUAUUAGAAAAUAGAAUAAGUUCAAGAUGACGGUCAAUCACCCUCAAUCUGGGGCUCCAUGCAAGAUCUCACCUCGUGGGGCAUCAAUGAUCAUGGUGAGGGAUCAGCCCAGAACUACACGGCAGGACCUGGUCAAUGACCUGAAGAGAGCUGGGACCAAAGUCUCAAAGAAAACCAUUAGUAACACACUACGGCGUCAUGGAUUAAAACCCUGCAGUGCACGCAAGGUCCCCCUUGCUCAAGACAGCGCAUGUCCAGGCCCGUCUGAAGUUUGCCAACGACCAUCUGGAUGAUCCAGAGGAGGAAUGGGAGAAGGUCAUGUGGUCUGAUGAGACAAAAAUAGAGCUUUUUGGUCUAAACUCCACUCGCCGUGUUUGGAGGAAGAAGAAGGAUGAGUACAACCCCAAGAACACCAUCCCAACGUGAAGCGUGGAGGUGGAAACAUAAUUCUUUGGGGAUGCUUUUCUGCAAAGGGGACAGGACGACUGCACCGUAUUGAGAGGAGGAUGGAUUGGGCCAUGUAUCGCGAGAUCUUGGCCAACAACCUCCUUCCCUCAGUAAGAGCAUUGAAGAUGGGUCGUGGCUGGAACACACAGCCAGGGCAACUAAGGAGUGGCUCCAUAAGAAGCAUCUCAAGGUCCUGGAGUGGCCUAGUCUCCAGACCUGAACCCAAUAGAAAAUCUUUGGAGGGAGCUGAAAGUCCGUAUUGCCCAGCGACAGCCCUGAAACCUGAAGGAUCUGGAGAAGGUCUGUAUGGAGGAGUGGGCCAAAAUCCCUGCUGCAGAGUGUGCAAACCUGGUCAAGACCUACAGGAAACGUAUGAUCGCUGUAAUUGCAAACAAAGGUUUCUGUACCAAAUAUUAAGUUCUGCUUUUCUGAUGUAUCAAAUACUUAUGUCAUGCAAUAAAAUGCAAAUUCAUUACUUAAAAAUCAUACAAUGUGAUUAUCUGGAUUUUUGUUUUAGAUUCCGUCUCUCACAGUUGAAGUGUACAUAUGAUAAAAAUUACAGACCUCUACAUGCUUUGUAAGUAGGAAAACCUGCAAAAUCGGUAGUGUAUCAAAUACUUGUUCUCCCCACUGUAUGUAUGUUUUGUCUAAACUGUCAUAAUUUCCUUUAAAAUGUUCUUCACAGGUAAAAUGAUCACAGCGGCAUACGUCCCUCUCCCGACAUAUCACAACCUUUUCCCUGACUCUGUGACGGCUACCCAGCUCCUGAUCCCUCGUGCUCGCCGAUGAUCUCUCACUGCAAGACACGAAAAACCCAGAUUGGUGGGACAAUGUAUAAUAGAUUUUUUCCUCUUCCCUUUUCUCUCUUUAUAAGUUAGACAUUUUAGUUUGUGGUCGGUCUUUCAGUCCUGCAAGUUAUGGCAGUAUGUUUUUCUUUUAUGUCAGUAAGAUCACUUUCUUUCCUGCAACAUGUUUUUUUGACUUUCCAUAUGCAAAAAGAAUCAAAGCUUUACUUGCACGUCCAAACAUGUGUUGGGUAUUGAGGGUGGAGUUUCAGCCAGUCUAAUAAAGGGAUUGUAGUCCCUGAAGAGUUUAUUGGUUGAUCUGGACAAUUGACCAUUUUAUAUUUUGUAAAGUUUGUUCUUGUUCAUACAUUGUCUUGUGCUUGAAAGCUUUGAUGGGCAUGUUUUCCCUGAUGAAGUGUACAACUUAGACACCGAGACAUAAGAAAAGAGGAUAUAAAAUCUUUUUGGAGAGAAAAAAUAAAAUUCUAACAUUGCAGUUUCAUUUAUACAUCAGAAUAUUAUUCAAUGUUUUAAGCUCCAUGAGCUCUGAAAACAUAAUGACUGAUUUCAUUUGUGCUCGUUUAGAGACCAUUUGGUUUUUCAGUAUCUGUUUUCUAAUCAAGAUUAGAUUUUUAUAAAGACUUUAAUUAAAAUAUAUUUUAGUUACAUUCCAGUAGUUUCUUUCCUUGCUCAAUACUGUAGGUAGCACAAUUAUAUUAUCCCCCCAUUUGGUAUAAGCAUACAUAAUAUACCCACAAAAUAUAUACACUUCUAAGUAAAUCAAUAACUUGAUUGGAAAAAAUGCCAAUGCUGAUGAGUCCCAAAGAUGCAAACCUCAGAGUUACAGAUUGACUGGUCAACCGAACAGGCAAUAUCGAACUGACUUAUAAUAAAAAAAACGUUUGUAGGCAACAGACCAACAUAAAGGUUGCUACAUCCAUUUUUUAAACUUUUAAAUUAAUGAUAUAAACUGUUUGAUUCUUAAAGAUUAUAACUUAGCUUAGUUCAACUGUCAUGCCUCAUCUCUUUACCAAAACAGUGGAGGGGUGAAACAUUUUGUGUGAAGAAGAAAAACUUGUGAAAAAACAGUAUUCGGUUAAACAGUUCAAACAUGAUACACAAUUUAAGAUUUUCCACAAGCAUGUGGUCUGUUUAUUUCAAAGUAACAAACAUUUCAGUAUUGCAAACAACCUCCAUUGACAACAUAUCUGAGAUCAUACUGUAAUUAAGCUUUGGUAUGAAUUUGGAGGAACACUGGGCUCUAUUUUAACAAACCUAACGCAAUGGUCAAUCUUAGCGCAUCACUGUCGAGUUGUGUGUGUAUCAAAUAUAUUUGCGAUUAUCAUAGCUGCAAUCAUGGGCGCAAUAGCUGGUUUGAUGAGGGCUUGACCACUCACAUGCCAAUCAACGUUCUCUAUGGCUUACAGGUUUUUUUAUCGCUUUGGUGCAUCUAGAAAUACGUUUCACAUUGCAAUACAUUUACAUUUACAUUUUAGUCAUUUAGCAGACGCUCUUAUCCAGAGCGACUUACAGUUAGUGAAUAAUUAUUUUUUAUUUUUUUUUAUACUGGCCCCCCGUGGGAAUCGAACCCACAACCCUGGCGUUGCAAACGCCAUGCUCUAUCAACUGAGCUACAUCCCUGCCGGCCAUUCCCUCCCCUACCCUGGAUACAUGAUCAUAUAAAGUAAUUGCCUUUCACAAUUCAAUGCUCACAUUACUUUUGAUAUGAUUCACUUCUCUUUUGUUAAGUAAUUUUACUAUUACUUAAUCCGACUGCUCUUAAUUGAUGAUCACUUAAACAUUUGUAAACCUAUAGAUUUUACAUGUAAACUGGUUUUUCGUCUACACAUUUUGAGAACUACAUAAUGAAAAUGUAUGUCUGUAAAGUGAAACAUAAGUAUGAUACAUAUUCAAAUGUACUACUAUGAUGAUGGCUAUGAUGAUUUAACUUCACAGUAAAUGUAAAAAAAAAUCUGAUAUUGACAAGGUCAGAGAUGCACUGUAUGUAACAAAUUAAAUCAAAGUUUAUUGGUUACAUACACAGAUUAGCAGAUGUUGCAGCAGGUGCAGUGAAAUGCUUGUGUUUCUAGCUCCUACAGUGCAGUAAUACAAUAUCAAUACCAAUACACAAAUAAUCUAGAAAGUCCAAACUGCAUUGGUCAGUACAGUACUGUAAUACCGCAAUAUAUGCAAUUUACUUAGCAGACACUUUUAUCCAAAGUGACAACAGUCCACACAUUUUGGUAUGUGACCCCAGUGGGAUUCGAACCCACAACUCUGGUGUUGCUAGUGCCAUGCUCUUAUGAACUGAGCCAUUUACAGAACCACUACAACACAUACAGUACCUUCAGAAAGUAUUCAUACCCCUUGACUUAUUCCACGUGUUACAGCCUGAAUUCAAAAUUGAUUAAAUAUAUGUUUUGUUUUGCCAACCAUCUACACACUACCCCAUAAUGACAAAGUGAAAACAUGUUUUUAGAAAUCUUAGCAAGUUGAUUGAGAAUGAAAUACAGAAAUAUCGAAUUUACAUAAGUAUUCACACCCCUGAAUCAAUACUUUUUAGAAACACCUUUGGCAGCGAUUACAGCUGUGAGUCUUUCUGGGUAGGUCUGUAAGAGCUUUCCACACCUGGAUUGUGUGACAUUUUCCCAUUAUUCUUUUCAGAAUUCUUUAAGCUCUGUUAAAUUGGUUGUUGAUCCUUGCUGGACAACCAUUUUCAGGUCUUGCCUUAGAUUAUUAGCUAGAUUUAAGUCAAAGCUGUAACUCGGCCACUCAGGAACAUUCACUGUCUUGGUAAGCAACUCCAGUGUAGAUUUGGCCUUGUGUUUUAGGUUAUUGUGCUGCUGAAAGGUGAAUUCAUCUCCCAGUGUCUGGCAAACUGAACCAGCUUUUCCUCUAGGAUUGUGCCUGUGCUUCGCUCCAUUCUUUCUUUUUUUUAUCCUGAAAAACUCCCCAGUCCUUAACGAUUACAAGCAUACCCAUAAUAUUAUGCAGCCACCACUAUGCUUGAAAAUAUGAAGAGUGGUACUCAGUAAUGUGUUGUAUUCAGUGGCGGCUCCUGAAAAAAUUCUCAGGAGGGGCAAUUUUUCUGAUGAUUUAGGUGACCUACACACAUUUUAAAAAAGAUAUGUCCAGCAACAACAUGAAGACAGGGGCAGCAUAUAAGUCAAUACCAGAAGCAUUUAUUGACUGAUCUGGGGAGAUGGAUUCCAGUUUCUGUGACAGAUUAUAAAUUAUCUCUGAUGCCUUUGUUAUAUUAGCUUUUGGUUGAAUGUACUGUCGUAGUAAAUAUAUAAUGUUAUAGCUUGGUCUGACUAAAAUCUUGUGCAUGACCCAUUUUGUGUUGGGCGUUUGUUUUCAAUCAAUGCUGUUCCUAUCCUAUAACAAUGGACAAAAGAGUACUAUCUUGUCAGCCUUGUCAGCAGGUGGCCAAGGACAACACCCACGCCAUAGGUCUCUCAGUUCUUCCAACUCACGAGUUCUUGCUCUGAGGACACACACACACACACACACAUCAUCACUGAUAACACACACACACACACAUCAUCACUGUUAAACACACACACACACACACACACACACAAAAAUCCCCUCUCUUUAGGCUGAACAUUUGAAGACAGAGAACCCGACUCAGAGCCAAUGCAACAGUGGAGGGGACCUCGCCCAACUCAUCAGGACCAAUCAGAAGAUCAGAACUACUAGAUUCAACCUACAUCAUUUAUUGUAUAAAAUGUCUGCACACAAUGUUUUCGGGGCUCUCUUCAGAUAGCUCCCUAAGAGUUUGACGAACGAGUCCGUGCACGCGAUUCCAGAUAUCUUUACCUCUGAAUAAACUGCCUUUAUUAUACCAUAUCCACCCUGUCCAAAGUCUCUACUUGGUCUCAGUUCUCCAGUAAACUUGUGAUUAUCAACAGUACACAACGGUAACAAACAAUUGGGGGAACUCACGGGGCAGAUAGUAAGGUCGCAGUGACACAGAAAGCAGUUCAAUGUCGGGGGUACAGAGUCGCUCUCUUACCAGGAUCGCGGUCCGCUCUGACCAGGGUGAAGCCGGCCGGCUCCACUUCUCUGUCCGGGACUCUGUCAUCCAGCCAAGUCUCCCAGCUGUAUUGGAUUCCGCUGCCAGCAGCGUUUUCAUUAUUUAGUCCGUUCGUAGCGGGUAUGUACACGAUCAACAAGAUCAGUCCAAAACCCACCACUGGAAAUCCAUGGUUGGCAGAAUGUUUGUAAACUAAGUGUACAAAUUAAAAACAUAAAAUAACGCCACACUGCAGGUCGCAACAGAGACGCUGCUAGCCGCUAUUUUCUUAGUUACGUUCAUGGUUACGUCACGUAUGACGAAAGCGCGUAAGUGCAAGCCCACAGACACCCAUAGAGAAUGUAUUGAAAGCUUUGAAAUUUGAAAAAAAUAGAUUUUACAUGACAGGCUAUGAGAGACUUCUGGGCGAUUUUCAACCUGACUGAAAUCGCCCAAAAAACGGGCGGGGCCAUUUGAAGCACGACUUUAGCCUGAUUUGACAUUUAGUGGCAGUCAGAUCAGAUUACAACACUGAUAACUACUGUUGCCGUGAUAUAAUUGAUUAGAAAAAAAAUCCCUUCCUUUUCCCGUUUGGCAGUGCGUCGCCCAUAUCGCCCUAUUGAACAGGCCGUCCCUGGUUGUAUUGGAUUUGCCCGAAACAUAACACUUUGUAUUCAGGACAAAAAGUGAAUUGCUUUGCCACAUUUUUUGCAGUACUACUUUAGUGCCUUGUUGCAAACAGGAUGCAUUUUUAGAAUAUUUUUACUUUGUACAGGCUUCCUUUUUUUCACGCUGUCAAUUAGGUUAGUAUUGUGGAGUAACUACAAUGUUGUUGAUCCAUCCUCAGUUUUCUCCUAUCACAGCCAUUAAACUCUGUUUUACAGGCCUCAUGGUGAAAUCCCUGAGUGGUUUCCUUCCUCUCCGGCAACUGAGUUAGGAAGGACCCCUGUAUCUUUAAAGUGUCUGGGUGUAUUGAUACACCAUCCAAAGUGUAAUUAAUAACUUCACCAUGCUCAAAAGUGAUAUUUAAUGUCUGCAUGUUUUUGUUUUUUUACCCAUCUACCAAUAGGUGCUGUUCUUUGCGAGACAUUGGAAAACCUUCCUGGUCUUUGUGGUUGAAUCUGUGUUUGAAAUUCACUGCUUGACUGAGGGACCUUACAGAUAAUUGUAUGUGUGGGGUACAGAUGAGGUAGUCAUUCAAAAAUCAUGUUAAACUCUAUUAUUGCACACGGAGUCUAUGCAACUUCAUAUGUGUAUAUUAAGCACAUUUUUACUCCUGAACUUAUUUAGGCUUGCCAUAACAAAGGGGUUAAAUACUUAUUGACCCAUUUUUCUUAAUUUGUAAAACUUCCACUUUGGUAUUGUGUGUAGACCAGUGAGAUUUUUUAUUUUUAUUUAAUCAAUUUUAAAUUCAGGCUGUAACUCAACAAAAUGUGGAAAAAGUUAAGGGGUGUGAAUACUUUCUGAAGGCACUGUAAGUACAGUACUGUAAAAUUCAAUACACAAUUACAAUACAGGUGCAUUCGGAAAGUAUUCAGACCCCUUAACCUUUUCCACAUUUUGUUAAGUUACAGCCUUAUUCUAAAAUGUAUUUAAUAAAAUAAAAUCAUAAUCAAUCUACACACAAUAUCCCAUAAUGACAAAGCAAAAACAGUUUUUUAGAAAUGUUUGCAAAUGUAUUUAAAUAAAAACAGAAAUACCUUAUUUACAUAAGUAUUCAGACCCUUUGCUAUGAGACUCGAAAUUGAGCUCCGGUGCAUCCUGUUUUCAUUGAUCAUCCUUGAGAUGUUUCUACAACUUGAUUGGAGUCCACCUGUGAUAAAUUCAAUUGAUUGGACAUGAUUUGGAAAAGCACACACGUCUAUAUAAGGUACCACAGUUGACAGUGCAUGUCAGAGCAAAAACCAAGCCAUGAGGUCAAAGGAAUUGUCCGAAGAGCUCCGUGACAGGAUUGUGUCGAGGCACAGAUCUGGAGAAGGGUACCAAAAAAUGUCUGCAGCAUUGAAGGUCACCAGGAACACAGUGGCCUCCAUCAUUCUUAAAUGGAAGAAGUUUGGAACCACCAAGACUUCCUAAAGCUGGCCACCUGGCCAAACUGCGCAAUCGGGGGAGAAGGGCCUUGGUCAGGGAGGUGACCAAGAACCCGAUGGUCACUCUGACAGAGCACCAGAGUUCCUCUGUGGAGAUGGGAGAACCUUCCAGAAGGACAACAAUCUCUGCAGCACUCCACCAAUCAGGCCUUUAUGGUAGAGUGGCCAGACGGAAGCCACUCAGUAAAAGGCACAUGACAGCCCACUUGGAGUUUGCCAAAAGGCACCUAAAGGACUCAGACCAUGAGAAACAAGAUUCUCUGGUCUGAUGAAACUAAUAUUGAACUAUUUUUGCCUGAAUGCCAUGCGUCACAUGUGGAGGAAACCUGGCACCAUCCCUACAGUGAAGCAUGGUGGUGGCAGCAUCAUGCUGUGGGGAUGGUUUUCAGUGGCAGGGACUGGGAGACUAGUCAGGAUCGAAGGAAAGAUGAACGGAGCAAAGUUCAGAGAGAUCCUUGAUGAAAACCUGCUCCAGAGCACUCAGGACCUCAGACUGGGGCGAAGGUUCACCUUCCAACAGGACAACAACCCUAAGCACACAGCCAAGACAAGUCUCUGAAUGUCCUUAAGUGGCCCAGCCAGAGCCCGAUCAAACAUCUCUGGAGAGACCUGAAAACAGCUGUGACGCGACGCUCCCCAUCCAACCUGACAGAGCUUGAGAGGACUUGCAGAGAAGAAUGAGAGAAACUCCCCAAAUACAGGUGUGCCAAGCUUGUAGCGUCAUACCCAAGAAGACUGAAGGCCAUAAUCGCUGCCAAAGGUGCUUCAACAAAGUGCUGAGUAAAGGGUCUGAAUACUUACGGAAAUGUGAUAUUUACGUUUUAACAACCUGUUUUUGCUUUGUCAUUUUUGGGUAUUGUGUGUAGAUUGAUGAGGGAAAAAAAACAAUUGUAUCAAUUUUAGAAUAAGACUGUAACGUAACAAAAUGUGGAAAAAGUCAUGGGGUCUGAAUACUUUCCGAAUGCACUGUAUGAUUGCCAUCCCCAUGAGCGUACCACCCUCCUUCAGGCCAUGGAUGAGGCAUUGUCGUGGACAUUUCAGUACUGAGAGAGACUUGGACAACCAUUCAAGCUAUCAUCUUUAUUUAACAUUGAUUAAUUAUUGCAAUAAUGAAGCCGUCGAACGCACCCUCUGAAGUGUGUGUUGCCGAGAGCUUAACUAAAAAUGAAAAAACUGAGAUAUUUUAUAGGAGACCUAAAAAUGCUUAGUCAUGGCUGGUUCCACCCCUUCCAUGCAGAUUGGGGGCACCAUAAGCCACUUUGGGUUCAUCUCCUGGUCAUCUGCCUCUGGAGUUAUUUUUAACCCCACCUCAUCUUAGUUUCCCAGAUGCCAGGAUACUGAGGCCUUUGUUCUGCUCCCCAGGCCCUCUCUAUCUGGUUAAACAUACACCACAUCUUAUCUAUGGAAUGCAGGCUGUAAAUCAAUUGUCAGCUCAAGUUAUCUCUAGUGACCAUACACCCAGAUUAGCUGCAGGGAGUUAGAGUGGAAACCAUCCCUUUACCAAAACCCAGUAUUAGUAGAACAGAAAUGUCUUACUAUUUGUUAAGUAUAUAAUUUAACUAUAUUAUUAUCAAACAAAUCAGGUAAAUACUUAUUUUUUCUCUCACAGCAUGCAAUGACUUCAAUCCAGAUCUAUGUCAGCCUUAGAUUCGCCAUGCCAAAAUAUUUUUUCCCAGGUGCAUGAACAAUGAGGAUAUUUACUGCGAUUUCGAUGAGAACCUAUGGCCAAAGGCUCAAGACAGGCUUGAUACAAACAAGUGCCUGCUAAACAUUGUUUCAUUUCUAUCAUUUGAUUACAUUGUGAACUAUAUCUUCAAUAAUCAAACCUUUGAUCACACAUUGUAUAGUAAUUGUCAUCAAUCCCCCCGGUACUGCUGCUCAUUCUGUUCACCAGCUCCGGAGGUCUACGUCACCGGUCUUCUACGCGUCACUGACCUGGUUCAUUACCACCAACCCCGGACUGUCUUGUCUCAUUACGCACAGCUGGUUCCCAUUCCCCCUGAAUGGUAUGUGUAUAUAUGUGCCCUCUGUUCCCCAUUGUCCUUGUCGAUUAUUGUCCCAUGUCCGUUGGUCUAGUGAGUACAUUGUAUUACAGUUUACAUGCCGAGUAAUUGUGCACUUGUUAUUAAGGGUCUCAUCCCGUGUAUUAUUUAGAGGUUUACACCUCACUCUUUUGUUUGGGUUACAGCCCUGUGUUAUUUAUAUACAACUGUGGAAAAAAUUAAGAGACCACUGCAAAAUUAUCAGUUUCUCUGGUUUUACUAUUUAUAGGUAUGUGUUUGGGUAGAAAAUAACAUUUUUGUUUUAUUCUAUAAACUACUGACAACAUUUCUCCCAAAUUCCAAAUAAAAAUAUUGUUAUUUAGAGCAUUUAUUUGCAGAAAAUGACAACUGGUUAAAAUAACAAAAAAGAUGCAGUGUUGUCAGACCUGGAAUAAUGCAAAGAAAAUAAGUUCAGUUCAUUUUUAAACAACCCAAUAGUAAUGUUUUAACUUAGGAAGAGAUCAGAAAUCAAUAUUUGGUGGAAUAACCCUGAUUUUCAAUCACAGCUUUCAUGCGUCUUGGCAUGCUCUCCACCAGUCUUUCACAUUGAUGUAGGAUGACUUAAUGCCACUCCUGGCGCAAAAUUCAAGCAGCUCGGCUUUGUUUGAUGGCUUGUGACCAUCCAUCUUCCUCUUGAUCACAUUCCAGAAGUUUUCAAUGGGGUUCAGGUCUGGAAAUUGGGCUGGCCAUGACAGGGUCUUGAUUGACCUGGCUGUGUGGCAUGGCACAUUGUCCUGCUGAAAAAACCAAUCCUCAGAGUUGGGGAACAAUGUCAGAGCAAAAGGAAGCAAGUUUUCUUCCAGGACAACCUUGUACGUGGCUUGAUUCAUGCGUCCUUCACAAAGACAAAUCUGCCCGAUUCCAGCCUUGCUGAAGCACCCCCAGAUCAUCACCGAUCCUCCACCAAAUUUCAGUGGGUGCGAGACACUGUGGCUUGUAGGCCUCUACAGGUCUCCGUCUAACCAUUAGACGACCAGUUGUUGGGCAAAGCUGAAAAUUGGACUCAUCAGAGAAGAUGACCUUACUCCAGUCCUCUACGGUCCAAUUCUUAUGGUCUUUUGCAAACCUCAGCCUGGCUCUUCUUUGCUUCUCAUUGAUGAAGGGCUUUUUUCUAGCUUUGCAAUACUUCAGCCCUGCCCCUAGGAGCCUGUUUGGAACCGUCCUCGCCGUGCACUUCACCCCAGCUGCCGUUUGCCAUUCUUUUUGUAGGUGACUUGAUGUCAUCCUACAGUUGUUGAGUGACAUUCAAAUGAGUUGGCGGUCAUCCCGGUCAGUAGAGAGUCGUUUUCGCCCUCUGCCGGUCUGUAGCUUUGUUGUCCCCAAUGUCUGCUGCUUGAACUUGUUCUUAUGUCUUUGACAUUUUAAGGAUGGAAGCAACCUGACGCUCACUGUAUCCCUCUGCCAGUAAAGCCAGAAUUGAACCCUACUUUUCCCCACUCAAAACGUUCCUUUUCAACUCUUUUGGCAUGGUCAAUAGUUAUUUUUUGUUUAAUAUUACUUUUGAGGUACUAUUACCACUGUUUUUGCCAUCCAGCUGGUCCUAUUGCAAGAGGAUAGCGAUGACCACAGCAGUGGUUUUAAUACUUUUCCUCGUUAAAUAAGAUUUGGUUAAUGUGAUCACCUAAUCAGUACCUAAUUCAGUAGAAUGAGGUGUGCCUGUGUUGGAAUGGUCCUCUGUAGCUCAAUUGGUAGAGCAUGGCGCUUGUAACGCAAGGGUAGUGGGUUCGAUCCCCGGGACCACCCAUAUGUAAAAAUGUAUGCGCACAUGACUGUAAGUCGCUUUGGAUAAAAGCGUCUGCUAAAUGGCUUAUUAUUAUUAUUGGAAGUCAACAGACACUGGAAUGAAAUGGCUGUCAUACAUGUAGAGAUGCUGAUUUAAGAAACAUUUGCAGUGGUCUCUAUUUUUUCCACAGCUGUAUGUAUACGUGUUUGUUUUGGGCUUCGUCCACGUCGUUUUCUAUGACGUACCUUAUGUUGGGUUGAGUAAUAAAGAAAAAACGAUUACGCAUUCCUGCGCCUGUCUUCUAUCAGUAUACAACGUGACAGUAAUUAUGAAAAUAUAAUGUCCAGCACAUUUUAAUGGGUAAUUCAACUGUAUUGCCUAAUUUGAAAACACUGUAAUGUACUGUAAUUUAAAGGGCAAUUUUUUGCUAUUGGAUUAACUGGUUAUUAAAAUAACUAAAUUAAAAAUAUAUAAUUUGUAUUUAUUACAAAUUCCAAGGCAGCAGCUACUCUUCCUGGGGUCCAGCAGAAUUAAGGCAGUUACAUUUAAAAAAAACAUUACAAUACAUUUCACAACAUAUUAAGUGUGUGCCCUCAGGCCACUACUCUACUAUCACUUAUCUACAACACAAAAUCUAAAUCCAUGUAUACAUGUGUGUGUCUCUUCACAUUCCCUGUUCCAUAAGGUAUAUUUUUAUCUGUUUAAAAAAAUAAAAAUAAAGAUUUCACUGCUUGCAUGAAUUACUUAAUGUGGAAUAGAGUUCCAUAAACUGUGCACCUCCCAUAGUCUGUUCUGGACUUGAGGACUGUGAAGAGACCUCUGGUGGCAUUAUGUUCUGUUUUGGUGAAUAAACCAAUGUACUCAUUAUAUUUCAAAGUAAACAUAUGUUUUGAAUCAAUGGUUGUGUGGUGAAAGAUGUCUACAAAGAAAAUGAAUGCACAAUUAAAGGUUUUGAAUGUAAGAGUGGCUGUGUUACAAGUGUUACCGGUUUGGAGUUUUGAAAAUUCACCACAUACUUGUGAAAAUAGUACCCAAAAGAAACCUGUAAUAGUGAUGGCAAUUGUCUCAAGUUGUGUAUGCUAUUGACGGUUUGCGUUAUCAUCAAUUCGGCUUGAGGGCACAGAUAUUCACGUAUUAGUCCAUUGUGGAUUGAUACCGUUUAUUAAAUAGCAUACAUUAACAAAUAAUAGCAACAGUAGACUUGCAUCCAGUUUUGCUAAAUAUGUUUGGUGUUUGCAGUCCACAUUGUUCUAGAUGGCUUCAACAUGUAAUGUCGGUAAUUUACGCAUAACAUUCGCACGUCUCCGAAAGUAAAAAUAUUAGGCUUCUAUAAAUAGGCAAGAUAUCUCUUCGGUAUUAUAGGACUGAACAAUGUCAAUACGUUUGUAGGAACGCAUCUAUUGAAAUGGGGAUAGAUCCUUGAACACGCAAAAUGAAGAAGGCAGGUAUGAAAAUAACCUAAACCUCCAAAACGGCACUCACAAGUAGACUAUUAUCAAAUAUUUUUCUUGAUGGGCUACUUGGCAUAUGCAUAGCCAGGAUUGAAAAAAAACGGAAAGACUCAUUGAUGUUGAACGCGACUUCGUUAUAGUAGGGAAGCCUACAGAGGACUUGGUUUUUAAUCAAAUGGAAUAGAAAACAAGCAAUUGUUACAGGAAAACAACUGAAAUAUUUCAAAAUAUGAGGGUCACCGCCAUCAUCAUCAGCUCUCUUGGAAAAUGUCACAGCACCAGUUAGACAAGAGCGCCAUCUUAGCGCCGGCCAAAAAUAGAGCCCUUUAUCCCCCCGAAAUGUCUGAUCUUUGAUUGGCUUACAUGUUGGCACUAUUUAAAUGGAUUACAACAAUUGUUAUAUCAUCCCUGUACAUCCUUGCCAGGUCCUGAGGCAAGCUGAGCAUUUUCGACAAGCGCCUUUGCUCCACAGUACCAAAGCCAUCACUCCCUAAAGCAUGGCGGAUCAGAUGUGUUGCAGAGUUCUCGUCCUCUAAAGCCGAAAUGGCUCUGCUUUUCCUCUCCUGGAGCAACCUGUGCAUCUGUCCCAUUGUAAAGGAGAGCCCAGAUACUGGUUUCUGCCAGUGUAGACCAGUCAGAUGUUCUCCUAUGACCUGCACCACAGUUUGCCUGUGCAUCAGCUCCCAUAGGCCAUCAGUUGCCAUGAUCAGAAACUUGUCCUUUGGCCUCAGUGUGUGGCUUGUCACCUCUGGCUCAGCAAUGAGAUAUGGUGGCGUGUGGUAGUUAGGUGGGAGCAUCUUAACAAACUCAUUGGCCGACAAGAUGUCUGGUCUUGUUUCAUACACCCUGUUCAACAUUUCACCGCUCCAUUUAAACUUAAUGUCUCCGAACCCUCUGAAGGGCAUGAGGAGGCCCAGUAGCCUGCCGUGUUUGACUACUGUCUUGUGUUCGAGCGCAGGGUGCUCAGAGAGAACCCUCUGCAACUCGUCUGUGUUUUGGGCAUUGUGGUCGUUGCUGAUGGUGUGUGCUGACCAGGUCCCAUUCUCCUCUUGGACUCCCAGCACAGCCCUGCUAUCCCCCAGGUUGGCCACAUGCAGGUCAUUUCCAUCCACGUGGACGACACAUGCUGUGCACCCAGACAGAGCCACCCGAAGAGGGGUGAAGUGGGAGAAGGGGUCCCCAAAGUCCACCUGGGCCUCAAGUGA
Coregonus sp. 'balchen' is the source of this 59788-nucleotide messenger RNA. The record is from the annotation of a GenBank genome assembly. Lineage: Eukaryota; Metazoa; Chordata; Actinopteri; Salmoniformes; Salmonidae.